GGCGGAGGCGGCAGCAGGCGAGCGCGGCAGCCGGCUGGCGGCAUGCGGCGGGCGGGACAAAGGAGGACGGCCGAGCCCAGUUCCUGCGGGAGAUCGGAGACCCGGAGCGACCGAGGAGGCAUCGCCAGCCUCGCCUCUGCUCGCCGAGGCGCAGAUCUGCGAUCCGGUUUGGCCGAGCGUCCCUCUCCUCGAUCGCUCUCGCCGGAUCGUGCCCGGCUCCUGAGCUGCUCAAGGUGAGAAGGUGAGGGAGAGGCUCUGGGUUAAACCUCUGGUAUCUGACGGCUGGAUCUCCCAUAAACCUGAUCCGGCGGCUGGGUGGGUGAUCUUGUAGAAACGCGCGCGCACCUUUCCCUCUGCGCCCCUGAACCUUUUUUUACCCCUUCCCAAGGGCCGGGCUCCACUCUACAACGCGUGAAGAAUAUAUAUGUAUAUAUGGAGAGAGCGCGCGUGCAAGUGUGUGAGAGUGUCAUUGAACAUAUGCAGAGUGCCUUUUGCAACCCCGGUGAGAAUCGGCGACUCCUUAUGGGGUUUUUAAGGGAGCGGCUCCCAGCAGGGCCCCCAACACUUUUCAUGUGGAAGAGCUGGACUUAUGAGAGCAUUCAAGUUUCUUACGUUGAGUCGGAUCGUGGGUCCACUGUUGCCUUCUCUGUCUGGCUGUGACUCUCCAAGGCAUGGAGCGGUGGGCGUCUUUUUGCCACCCUCGCUGCCAGAGAUGUUAAAACGGGAGACUGCCGGAGAUUUGAGCCUGACGCCACAUAUAAAUCAUGUGCUCUGCCCCCAAGGUAUGUACAUGUAUUUAGGAGGCGAAAGGCUACACGAAUUCCUGUGCAUGUUUACAGGCGGCUGAACUCCGUGGCAUUUAUUUUUGAACAAGCGUGCUCCGGAUUGUGCAAAGCGGGACUAAUUGUGCAUAGCAGCGCAUUGUUAGAACGGUGCCCCACAAACAGUUUGUACCCUCUGGUUUUAUUUGGAUCUUCUUAAUGCCUGCGCAUCCCCAGGUACAGAGGUUAGAAAAAACUGCAGCUGGAGCUCCGACUAUCACCUGGUUUUGGAUAACCACAAUGUAGCUCAGGGACAUGGAGAGUCACACUGGCCAGGAAGUAAGCCCCAUUGGACUCUGUGGAAUUUUCUUUUGAGUACAUGUGCAUAGAAUUCUACUGUCAACGAAUUAAAGGCCAUAUAAAUAGUCAGGUAGCGUUUUAUUUAACCGUUUGCUGUUCCUAACGUGUGGAACCAGCAAUAGAAUGUGGCUGUGUAUGCCGUAUUUUUCGCUCUAUAAGAUGCACCAGACCACAAGACGCACCUAGUUUUUGGAGGAGGAAAACAAGAAAAAAAAUAUUCUGAAUCUCAGAAGCCAGAACAGCAAGAGGGAUCGCUGUGCUGUGAAAGCAGCGAUCCCUCUUGCUCUUCUGGCUUCUGGGAUAGCUGUGCAGCCUGCAUUCGCUCCAUAAGACACACACACACAUUUCCCCUUACUUUUUAGGAGGGAAAAAGUGAGUCUUAUAGAGCAAAAAAUACGGUACCCACAUUUCAGCAAGGUUUCGGUUCAGGGUUCCAGCCUGCUUGCCCUCCUCCAGGACACUCCAUUCCACCUACACCCAGUUUUCCUUUUCCAACUCGGCAUUCUCUACCAACUGAGCAAGCUUGGUCCUCACUGAUGUUCAAGUCCUCAGGAUGUUCCCCUGAGCAUGCUCAUACUCCCUUUGCGUUCCUCAGCGGCCCUGUCUUGGUACAGUCCUGUCGGCACGCACCACCUGAGCUUGUUAUUGGAGAGAGUGAUUUAUUGCUACCAUUCCAGAAACACCUUCUUGCCCAUUUCCUGCUGUUACAGAGAGUGGCCACCAAGAGCACCUCAUUUGAUCACCUUGCGGUUCAGGUUUGCUACCUGGAGGAUACCCUUCCAAAGACAUUGUCCAUCGGGCGACCUCUGGACCAAAGACCAACACAAUCCUCCUCUCGCACAUCCGCAGCCGGAUGUCGCAAAUGACAGUGCUCAGUUUACCUGGCUGCGAUCUGUGCUCAGGCUAUUGCAACCUCCAUUUUACGCACAAUCUUAGUGCCUUGGGGUGAGUUUCCAUUGUGACUUCACUGUAGGGCCCCAGAUGGAGCGACUGAUUCCAGGUUUGGGGGGUGGGGAGUAGACGAGGGUGAGGCUUCUACAGCUUGGGGCUGAGAGAUCCUGGCUUCUAAUCUGAUGAAGGUGCAGGAAACCCUGGAGCAAAAGGAGUGAGUCAGUUUCUCCAGUCACAGGCAAAGGGAAAAGCCCCCAGCUCUGCAGGGUUCCGGGUGAUGCCUGAUUCCUGAGCAGAGGGCAAAAUCAGGAGGCUUUCUGGACAAAGGGCACUUCCACACACUCCUCCUGGCUGUUGAACAGUUAUCUUGAUUUGUUCGCAGGGUGGUUAGACGAUGUGUCAAGCAAGUGUUAUUUCACACGUUUGCAUUUUGCUUUCCUUGUUGCAAAAGGUCCAAUAUUUUCAGCAAGCGGGUUUGUCGUUCAAGGCACACCCACCCAGUUCAACUCUGAUUGCGCAAUCCCGAAUUUGCUAGUACAGUGGUACCUCGGGUUACAUACGCUGCAGUUUACAUACGCUUCAGGUUACAGACUACCCAGGCUAACCCAGAAAUAGUACCUUGGGUUAAGAACUUUGCUUCAGGAUCAGAACAGAAAUCGUGCUCUGGUGGCGUGGCAGCAGCAGGAGGCCCCAUUAGCUAAAGUGGUGCUUCAGGUUAAGAACAGUUUCAGGUUAAGAAUGGACCUCCGGAACGAAUUAAGAACUUAACCCAAGGUACCACUGUAUGGGAUUGAAAAUUGUGACAAUCCAGAAGGGCUCGCAGAGAACCGGGGGGGGGGGGGGACAGCGAGGACAACUGCCUUACGCCGAGUCACACCAUUGGUCCAUUUACCUCAGUAAUGGCUGCACUGAUUGGCAGCAGCUCUGCAGAGAGUCUUUCCCCAGUCCUACCUGGGAGGUUCUAUUGAGCCUUCUGGGGCCUUCUGAAGUAAAGCAGAUGUUCUACCACUCAACUACAGACCUUUUCCUUGUCACCCACAAGGUUUGCUGGGUUAGAAAUGGGAAAGGUGUGCCCUGUGUACGAGACAAGGAAGCUUUAUACUGUACUGGUGAGAUGAAAUAUGGAGGAUCUGUCAGCAAUUGUCUUUCCAUACAGAGACAGCUGGGAGAGGAAAGCCUUGACACAUGUGUGCCUGUGUGCCUAAGACAGGUGGCUUUGUUGCCAGGUGCCUUUGCACUCAUGCACUUAGCGGGCAAAUGAUGGGGAACUUCCAGCUCCCUGAGCCUCAUGUUUCAAAGGGAACCCACUGGGGAACAAGCUUCAUCCGCACCCUGGCAAGUUCAUGGAAUUUGGGGUCCUGCUCUUGGAGGAAGUCACGCCUAGUGGUUAGAGCAGUGUUGUGCCAAAUCUCCGGUGCCUAAGGGACCCUUUGUUUUCAUCUGAAGCAGAAUGGGAAGUGUGUUCUGGGUGAGCGGAUUUAAAUUGCUGCGGGGACAAAAAAGGCCAUUUUAAAUAGAUGCCUUGUGAAGGAACUGGCAAAGGUAUGGCAGUAGCAGGUGUAGCUUCAAACAGGUGGCUUUAAAAGGGGAUCAGACAUUCAUGAAGAAGGAGGGGUUUUUUUACCAACUAUUUUUUAGCUGUGGAGACUGUAGAGAAUCUCCAGGUGCUGAAGGACUGAAUGUGGCCCUCCAGGGCUUUUUAUCUGGCCCUUGGAAUGCUCUGCAGGCCCUGCCUUUCACCAGCCCUUCUCUCCCCUCUGAGUUGUUUCCCCCGGCUAGAUUGCAUCCCUGAACUCUGAUAAUGCUUGUCUGGAUGGGAGACCAAGAAGGGGGUUUGUGCUGCAGAGAAACUAGCCUGAUGCUCCGCCCACUUGCCUCUGGUCCCACCCACCAUGGACAUGUGAUCCUUGCCAGGUUGCCCCAAAGGGAAUGCAUCCCUUGGUUUGAAUGCCGCUUACUGGAGAGUAGCAACCAAAGAGUACAGUUGUGCUGACGUCCUGCAUGUUCGCCUUUCAGAGCACAUCUGGUUGGCCACUAUGUGAAGCCGGAUUCUGGGCUAGAUCGAUGUUUGGGGUUCUUCUUAAUGGGAUGAUUUAACUCCCUUCCCCCCUUUCUCUUUUUUAAUGCACAUACUCUCCUGAACAUGCGUGCAGCCAAGCUGGUGGUUUAUAUAACCACAGAAUUAUUUCAGUUUGCAGCCAAGCAGAGCAUUUAUAGAGCCUAGGACCAUAGUCCAAAAACCUUUGGUCGUGCACGACCCCUGCGGCGGUGAAUUAUAUCUGCGUAGAGAUAAUGCGCAGGUUUCUGAUAAGCUUUUGCUGCGCAGCUGCAAAGAUGUGCAGAGUGAGAUAAACGUGUUGCUUGGAAGCUGAGAGUGCAAUCCUGGAGUUGCAUCAUGGAGAAGAAGGAAGUCUGGUUGGACUCAGUGUGGUGAAUCUGAUGGGCAGGAGGCCUUGUUUCUCCUAGCUUGUGUCCUCCAGAUGUUGUUGGACUACAACUCCCAUCAUCGUGCUUGUUGGCCACGCUGGCUAGGGAUGAUGGGGGUUGGAGCCCAAUAACAUCUUGAAGGCUGCAGGUUUGGAGGUCCACAGGUCCGCAGCUCAGUGGUAGAGCAUUUGACUUGCAGGUUCAAUUCCUGGCAUCUCUAGGUAAGGACUCUGGGAGGAGCACCUGUUGAAACCCUGGAGAGCUUCUGCCAAUCUGUGUUCAAUACUGAGCUGGGUGGGGCAAUGGCCUGAUUCGGUAUUAGCAGUUUCUAAUGUACCUUAUAUCUCAUAUUUUUAAAUAAAGGGCCACUCUGUUCUGGUUGGCAGUCUGAAUCGGGGUGGGGACUUAUCUGAAUCAGAUAAAGGCUGGAGAUGCAAUGAGGUAGAGCAGGUAUGUCCAAAGUCUGUUUUUGGGGCCUAAUCCGGCCCGCCGGUCAGUUUUAUUUGGCUCUUAUGGCAGUUUAUCUCCUGGGGUAAAAUCCUAAAAAAAAGCUUAACAGCUUCAAUCUUAAAAAAGAAGCUCAACAACUUCAAUCCUAAAAAAAAACUUUGGUCGGCCGUCACGCAUGUUCACUUCAUCAAAUCUGGCCCUCUUUGAAAAGGUUUGGGCACCCCUGAGGUAGAGGGUAUGUUCUUUCACACAUGGAGGACCUAUAAAAGGGUAAAAGAGUAUUGGGAAAUAAUUUAUAGUGAAUUGAAAAAAAUGUUUAAAAGUACUUUUCCAAAAAAAACACACCCAGAGGCCUUUUUGUUGGGGAUAAUUCAGAUGGAAAUUCCCAGGUGUCAAAAAAGGUUAUUUAUGUAGGCCACUACUGCCGCCUGUGUUUUGUUAGCCCCAAAAUGGAAAAUGAGUGAGGUUCCAACUAAGGAAGAAUGGCAACUUCAGCUGAUCGAAUAUGUGCAGCUUGUGGACCUAACACACAGAAUAAGAGAACAAAAAGAACAUACGUUUAAAGAAGAAUGGAAAAUGUUUAUUGAAUAUAUGGGGAGGGGGGAAUUGUGUACACUUGAAACAUGGGCAGCAUUAAGAUAAAUUCGACAGUGUAAAUAAGUUUUGAUGGAUGUAAUAAUGGAAUACUAAAUGGUUUAGUUAAUACAAAAUAUGCAGGGAUUUAUGUUAUGCAAAAUGAACCAUGGAAAGAGAACCAAGGGAAGUUUUUGAAAUUUUGUUGUUGUUGUUGUCGUUUAGCCGUGUCCGACUCUUCGUGACCCCAUGGACCAGAGCACGCCAGGCACUCCUGUCUUCCACUUUGAUAUUUUAAGGUUAUUUAAAUAUGCGUCAAGUGCAGACCUUCAUCCCUUUUCUGUCUGGCCCCUGGGACUCUUCCCAAGCCAUGGCCUUUGCUGCCUGUGCGCCAUGCCCUCCUGCAACGCUGCUGCCCGACUGGAUGGAUGAUGGUGAUUUGAGUGUCUUUGAAAACCAAAGAUUGAUAUGUGGCUUGGAUGUAGCCCACUGUACAAAGGCCAUUUGUGGCUUUUACUAUUGUUCCCUCUGGCCCCUGAAGGGCUGCCUACAAGGACAUGGGUCCCUGGACCUGAAAAUAGUUGCCCACUGCUGGUCUAAAUGCUUUAUAAGCAGGUUGGGGGGGGGACCUUUGGCUCUCCAGCUACAGCUGAACUAUGACUCCCAUCAGCCACAGCAAGCCUGACCAACGGUCAGCCAUGAUGGGAGUUGUAGUUCCGCAACAUCUGGAGGACCAAAGGUUCCCCACACCUGGUUUAUAGUUUGCCUGACAAUUCUAACAAGCUGGGAUGGCUCCGUCGGUAGAGCAUGAGGCUCUUGAUCUCAGGAUCGUGAGUUCAAGCCCCACAUUGUGCAAAAAGACUCCUGCGCUGCAGGGGGUGGACCAGAUGACCCUCAGGGUCCCUUCCAGUUCUGCAAAUCUGCGGAAUCUAUGUUUCUAACCUGUUGCAACAUACGUAGUGCUUGAUCUCAAAAGGGCUUUUUUUUGGCACGAUACCAUCAGUCAGAUCUUUGGCUGCGGUUCUGUAGUUAAUUGCCUUUUAUUGAUAUGUUUACCCAGGAGCAGGUCCCAUUGAAACAUUAUUGCCGUGUAGAUGCGUAGAGAAUUAGACUGUUGCCUUUGGGGCACUUUUCGUUUCAUUCCAAUGUCGUUAGUUGCCUCAAAGAACUCUUGCGAAAAUGGAUAUUGAAAUGAUACAAUAAAUAUAUAUCCUUACAGCAUGUAUGUAAAAAAUUGUAAAACAUCGCACUUUGAAAAUAUAUACAGUACAUCUGUCUCUCUCUAUCUGCAUUUUAAACAGCUGCAUAUAAACAUCUGAAUAUAUUUUAUUCAGGUUUAUUCAGGUUUGUGUGCAGCCACAGCAGGUACUGUUAAUACUCCAAUGGUUUAACUUUACCCCCAAGGUGUAUUCCUCCAUUGUCUCUCUCACUGACGGAUGCCAACAGGGGUGUACAUCCCCACAGGGACGUGGGUGGCGCUGUGAUCUAAACCGCAGAGCCUCUUGGGCUUGCCGAUCAGAAGGUCGGCGGUUUGAAUCCCCGUGAUGGAGUUAGCUCCUGUUGCUCUGUCCCAGCUCCUGCCAACCUAGCAGUUCGAAAGCACACCAGUGCAAGUAGGUAAAUAGAUACCAUUGCGGCGGGAAGGUAAACGGCGUUUCUGUGCACUCUGGUUUCCGUCAUGGUAUCCCGUUGCACCGGAAGCAGUUUAGUCUUGCUGCCCACAUGACCCAGAAAACUGUCUGUGGACAAACACUGGCUCCCUCGGCCUGAAAGCCAGAUGAGUGCCGCAACCCCAUAGUCGCCUUCGACUCAACUUCACCGCCCAGAGGUCCUUUACAUUUACUUUUACAUCCCCACAUAUACGUGAACAAUCUCCCUUUAAAACAGAAACACUCCAUCAUCUUUGUCUUUAAAAGAAGUUGCUGGCUCCCCUACCCCAAAAAGCCUUGUUUUCAUCGUGAAGGUCGCUGUUCUCCAACUGAGGAAGUAUAAUGGGAGACUCCCAUGUGACAUAAAGGUAAAGGGGACCCCUGACCAUUAGGUCCAGUCGUGACUGGCUCUGGGGUUGUGGCGCUCAUCUCUCUUUAUUGGCUGAGGGAGCCGGCGUACAGCUUCCGGCUCAUGUGGCCAGCAUGACUAAGCCGCUUCUGGCGAACCAGAGCAGUGCACGGAAACGCCAUUUACCUUCCCGCUGGAGUGGAACCUAUUUAUCUACUUGCACUUUGACGUGCUUUCGAACUGCUAGGUUGGCAGGAGCAGGGACCGAGCAAUGGGAGCUCACCCUGUCGUGGGGAUUCGAACCGGCGACCUUCUGGUCAGCAAGUCCUAGGCUUUGUGGUUUAACCCAUAGCGCCACCUACGUCCCUUUCCCAUGUGAAAUGAAACAUAGCAAAGACGGGGCAAUAUGGCAAUGAGUAGCGGUGGCCGCUGUGCUCGUUUGGUAUCCCUUUCCGCUUUAAUUGAAGCGUCAGAUGAUAGUAAUUGUCCUGCUCCCUGGACCCUUGUUGUUUACAUCCUGACUCAGCGCACACUCAGCGCACACUUGGGCAUGUGGACAUGCGUUUGCCAACUCAUUUGACGGAAUGGGCUCCCGUCCAUGUGCAUUUACGCCACAGUAAAUCUGCUAGCCUUUAGGUGUCGCAAAUCCCUUUAAAUGCUUGCCAAGUCAGGGCCGUGCUUUGCGGAGUGGCCCGUGGAAAGCCUUGCCACGUUUUGUUCUUGCUGCAACAGACCGAUCGGGCUCACCCUUUGGGGGAAACUGCCAAAAUUUUAUAUAGCUUGUUGGCCAGAUGAAGUGGCAUGGAUGGAUGGAGAGAGAAGGAUUUAGAGAGAGAGGAUGCUAUAGAAAUCCUGCAAACACUUUUACCAUGGGUCAGUGGUCCUGGGUACAAAAAAGGGUUCACUAUACGAUAUGAUACGAUAUGAUACAUCUUUAUUGCCAUUGCCCCAUACAGAACAACGAAAUUGAAAAAAUCUACACCAGACAUUCAAAAACAAAUAAGCCUGCUAUCCCAGCCUGGCUAACCCACUAAAAAGUCUGAUACCCCAUAAUUAAAUACAAUAUACUCCCACAGAGACUACCUUACACUGCGUUUAAAACCAAAAUCGCAUUUGGAUAAAAACUGUUUCUCAGGCAGCUAGUCCUAGUCUUUAUAACCAUGUACCUUCUUCCAGAAGGCAGAAGCUGGAAGAGAUAAUUUCCAGGGUGCGUACUAUCUGUGCAGUCUUAUAAAUUCUCCAGGCGCCAGCCAAGUUUUGGGAUUGGCACAGGUCCAAUUGUGAUUUCUGGGUGCCAGCUUCGCGACUGACAUCUGACUGGCCCCUCCUGCUUUCUUAAGCAGGUAGGCAGAAAAGCUCAUUUAUUGCAUUUACAGUGGUACCUCGGGUUACAUACGCUUCAGGUUGCAUACGCUUCAGGUUACAGACUCCACUAACCCAGAAAUAGUACCUCGGGUUAAGAACUUUGCUUCAGGAUGAGAACAGAAAUUGCACAGCGGCAGCAGGAGGCCCCAUUAGCUAAAGUGGUGCUUCAGGUUAAGAACAGUUUCAGGUUAAGAACGGACCUCCGGAACGAAUUAAGUACUUAACCCGAGGUACCACUGUAUAUCCCAUUUUUUUCUCCCAAAGUUCACUCCUCUCCUCAGUUAAUCCUUACAACGACCCUGUGAGGUAGGUUAAGAGUCUGUGACUGCCCCCAGGUCAUCCAGUGAGCUUCAUGGCCCAGUGGGGAUUUGAACCCUGGGCUCCCAGUUCCUUGUCCAACACUCUACCAGGUAUGGCCAAACUUGGCCCGCCAGCUGUUUUGCGACUACAAUUCCCAUCAUCCCUGACCACGCCUCCUUUUAGCUAGGGAUGAUGGGAGUUGUAGUCCCAAAACAUCUCAAGGGCCAAGUUUGGCCAUGCCUGCGACACCACCCUGGCUCCCUAGAGCCUUUCUGCUAUGGGACAGCUCUAUAAAUUAAGUCGGUAAAUAAAUAUGGGGAAAGCAAAAUGUCACUUAGAGAAGGGUUUGAAAUAUUUUCUUUGAAGCUUGCAUUUGUUUUAUUCUGGAUUUCUUUAUUUGAUGUUUUGAAGUGAUGUAAACCGCUUUGAGAUUUUUUUCUUUAAAAUACAAAGCAGUAUAGAGAUCAAUAAUAAUAAACCUCAUUGCAACAAAGAAAAAAGGUGUCUAGACAUUCGGUUGUGGCGACCACAACCUAGGUUUAAGGUGCCAUUUGGUGAUUAGCUGAUAUAUCUGAGCUGAGAACCAUGAGUCUUGCAGAGUGAUAAUUGCCAACCCUAGAGGUAGUUGAAUUUUCUUGAAUGCUCGCUUUGGGAGUGAUUGAAUGGUCCAAUUACAUCCAGUGCAAAGGUAGGGAAGAAUUUCCUGCUUCCGAGACAGGUUGAAAGGAGGCCAAGGUGAUAAAGAGAGUUAUGGGAUGGACUUUAAUUGUUUCACUGUUUUAUUUCCCAUGAAACACUGGCAGCAUGGGGAAAUGGUCAGAGUCAAAGUUGGCCUGAUGUAGUGGACUCCGUCUUUGGAGUCUGGCUAGGGGAGUUCUGGGUUCAGAUUCCGCCUUCAGCUGGGGACUGCGGAACCAUAAAGUGCCUUUCGCAAUAAAAAAAAUUGCCACAGGAGAGAUUCAUAAUAAUGUCGCCAGCCAGUGGCAGUUCCCGGCAUGCAGAAUGCUUUUUACCCGUCUUUUGUGAAAAAAAUGGGUGCUCGUCUCCUGCUUUUUGUGGGAGGCCUCAGACCUUCAGAUACCAGGGAAACUGUGUCAGAGGAAAUGCAGGUAAGAUAUCAGGAGGCGGUAAUUGUGUUUAUUUUGCAGAGUGAUCAUUCAACAGGGGCGGGGGCCAGUCGACUUUCCUGAAAUGUUAUAAUAGUGCAUUCCAGGAAACCUAUUUUUAUUUUGAUAGCUCCAUAGCGGAAGGCGCUCUGUGCAUGCUCAGAACUGCUCUUUCUCUCUCUCUCUCUUUCUCUCUGAUCCUGGGGACAGGGUCCAUGGCCACAGGUCCUGUUUAAGCUCAAAGCUUGUUCACGGUUAAAAUUUUUAAAAAAUGCAUUCAGCAUGCCAAAGAUGAAAAGGGGUCGGUGCCUCACGGAUUUUGGCUGCUGGUGGCAGUCAUUAUUUGCCUAUAUUAUUAAAUUUUCUGUUUUACAAUUUAGAAUACUCAUUUAAACAUCCUUAAAAUAUCAAUGACUUCCCUUCUUCUCUUUCCAUGGUUCAUUUUGCAUAUCAUAAAUCCCUGCAUAUUUUACAUAAACUAAACCAUUCAAUGUUCCAUUAUUACGUCCAUCAAAACUUAUUUACACUAUUGAAUUUAUCUUAAUGCUGCCAGCGUUUUCAAGUGUACACAAUUCCCCCCCCCAUAUAUUCAAUAAAAGAAUUCCAAUCUUCGCUAAACUUAUGUUGUUCUUGUUCUCUUAUUCUGUAUGUUAACUCCGCAAACUUUGCAUAUUCCAUCAGCUUAAGUUGCCAUUCUUCUUUAGUUGGGACUUCACUCAUUUUCCAUUUUUGGACUAACAAAAUACGGGCCGCAGUAGUGGCGUACAGUGGUGCCUUGCAAGACGAAAUUAAUUCGUUCUGCGAGUUUUUUCGUCUUGCGAAUUUUUCGUCUUGCGAAGCACGGGUUCCCAUAGGAAUGCAUUGAAAAUCCAAAAGGAAACAAACUUGCAAGACGUUUUCGUCUUGCGAAGCAAGCCCAUAGGGAAAUUUGUCUUGCGAAGCAACUCAAAAAACGAAAACCUCUUUCGUCUUGCGAGUUUUUCGUCUUGCGAGGCAUUCGUCUUGCGAGGUACCACUGUACAUAGAUAACCUUUUUUGACACCUGGGAAUUCCCAGACAGAAAUUCCCAGGCAGUCAUUGUUUGUGACCUCCUCCAAGGAAAACGAGGUGUCUUGGAGAAUUGCAGCCUAGCUGUUGCCCCUAAACACCUAGUUUUCUACAUGCAUGAAAGUGUUGUGUCUUGGGAAGCAUUCAGUUAUCUAAGAACCUCCCUGUGCUGCUGCAGGUGGUGCUAGUUAGACACAGGUUUCCCACCUCAUUGAGGACUGGUGGCUUGACUAAGUAUAUUUUUAUUUUAUUUUUGAGGGCAUUGCUUUAUCACUUUUGUGUUUGUCUCCCUUGGGCUCUUCCGGGUGGAAGACGGUGAUAUAAAUUUGCUAAUAACCACUAUCACUAUUUCUGUGGGAAUUUGGAGCCAAGUGAAAGGGACUGUUAGCAUCGAAGCCAGCUCUCUCAGGGUUGGGUGGGGGCACCGUUAGGGCAAUAGUCUAGAGCAGCGGGCCAGGGUUCCACACUGCCUAAAGAGCAGGUGGGCUUCCAAAUUCAGUGGGGUGGGCAUACCACAUUUUAGAAUGAGGCUGCGUAUAUAUUUGGAAGCACAUUGCUAGCCACAAAGAACCAUAGAAUUGUCAAAUUGUAGAGUUGAAUGGGACCCCAUGGGUCAUCUAGUCCAACCCCCGCAAUGCAGGGAUCCUGGGAACUGUAGUUUAAGGGUGCUAGCUCUGUGAGAGGUAAACAGUUCCCAGAAUUCUUUUUUUGAGGGCGUGUACUUCAAAUAUUUUUUAAAUGCAUGCUGUCUAUGCACUAGGUUCUUCCACCCCAGAUGACCAUUAAGUCCAGAAUCUAAACCUUCCUGUCUGCACCUAUGGGUGCUGUUCUUCUUCUUCUUAAUUGCUAAAAGGCAAAUGGGGCAGGGAGGCGAAAGGAGUGCACUGUCUCUUCAUGCGUAGUUGUCCAUUGAGAUCGCUUGCUUACCGGGCUCUCAUUCCGCCUGGAAGGAAGUGUACAUUGCGUUGGAAAGGGACAAUGGACACAAGACAGUUUGCGGACUGCUCCCCUUUCUCGGAAAGUGACUCAUCAGCCUCCUCUCUGGGAAAAGCCUGUGCCAGUUUUCAAAAGUUUCUAAACAGUUGGGUCUCAACAUAACCACCCCAAAAAGGGGAGCGGGGCGGGAGGUGGCAUUGUAAAUCUCAUCUCUACAAUUCCCAGAGUUCCCUGGGAAGCGGGAGCAAUAAACCACUAUUCCCCAGCUACAAUUCCCAGAACAGCUUAACCAUUAAUUCACCUUUUCAGGGAACGCUGGGAACUGUAGCUCUGUGAGGGGAAUUGGGGUCUGCUGACAAUAGUGCCAUUAUCAAAUGGCGGUUCCCAGGAUUCUUGGGAGGAAGCCGUGAAUGUUUAAAGUAGUAAAAUACUGCUUUAAAGGGGCCUGGCAUCCAGAGUUCCCAGAAUUAUGUGUUGGGGAUGAAAUGGAGUGUACCCCCACGAUCACACUUGAUUUCCAGCAGGGGAACUGUGUGAGUCUGCUGCUACAACAUCAACAGUUUUGCAGCACCUGAACAACUAAAACAUUUUAUUGUGACAUGCAUCUGGGAUGGGGGGUGGGGUUGGUAGCUGGACAAUGGAUGUUGCUGGACUCCCAUCAACCGCUGACCAGCAGGGCCAGUGGUCAGGGAAGUUGGGAGAUGUAGUUCAGGAACAUCUGUCAAAGUGUGGGGGAGAGGACUGAUAUUAUGAUGGCUAUUUUUUUCUUAGACUAUCUGUCGGUGUGCUUUUCAUCAUCUUUUUAGCAAUGUUUUUAUCAUUGAUGUUCUGUAAUGUGUUUGUAAUGUUGUACACCCCCCGGGAUUUUUUGAUAAAGGGUGGUACAGUGGUACCUCGGGUUAAGUACUUAAUUCAUUCUGGAGGUCCGUUCUUAACCUGAAACUGUUCUUAACCUGAAGCACCACUUUAGCUAAUGGGGCCUCCUGCUGCCUCCGCACCGCCAGAGCACGAUUUCUGUUCUCAUCCUGAAGCAAAGUUCUUAACCUGAAGCACUAUUUCUGGGUUAGUGGAGUCUGUAACCUGAAGCGUAUGUAACCUGAGGUACCACUGUAUAUAAAUUGAUGCUGAUAAUAAUAAUCUGGACCGCCACAAGUUUCUCAUCCUUGUCACGAGCCUUUUCUUCAUUACAAACCCACCUCAUGUGAAGCGUUCUCUUGAGUUGCUGGUGUUUCUACACAGGGCUGUGGAUGUAAACAGGCAGAAAAGUACAGACAGCGGCAAUUACCGUUAUUAAUGUGUAGGUGUUGACACAACAUUCGGCCUGCUAAUUAGCACAUGCAGUGUGAUUUAAAACACCUUACCUGAUUUCAAGCCGCAAGUGGGUUGGCGGAACAGAUUUGUAGGUUUCACAACCUUGCUCUUGUGCCCCCGCCCUGGCCCAUACCCAGCACACGCGGGACAAAAAAUAUGUUUGCUUGCUCCUGAAAUCUAUAUGCAGUGCAAUAAAUCCCUCCCUACCCUCUGUGCUGGAAUGCACAAGCGCUUUACAACCUGGGGUGUGCCCAGAGAAAGCUAUGCAGAUGCCACACGCACAAAAGGGUGUGACUUUGGCAGCAAAGCAAAGCUCCUUGAGAUGCUUCCCUUUUAUACCUUCCCCCUGGUAAGUUUCUAGUUCUUAUUGAGGCCAGCUUGAUGCAUGCAAGGCUUGUUCAGUCUUGGAAGCUGAAGGGGUGGCUGAAAUUUUUUUGAGAAGUCACGGAAGCAAGGCAUUUUUGCUGCAGACUGUCCCUUGAUAUUUGUAGAAACGACGAUGCAAAAUACGGUGAAAUAAGGUCCUUAAAUUGCAUAAUUUGUGCAGGUGGGCAAACCCAAGUUCUUUUCAGGUAUAGUUUCUUUUAUUACCAUUCUUCUUUAGUGCAUGGCAAUACAGAUAGCUUUUGGCACGGGGUGUGGGCGGCCGUGGGGGAAAAGUUGUGCAAGAAAGCUUUCAGAGUGGGAUGUCUGGCUACAUUUGAUUCCCACCCCCUCUUAUGUAAUAAGGUUCUUUCGCAACCCUCUUGUGCAAAGAAACAGUAACUAUGCAUGCAGGAGCCUGUUUCUGCACACAGAGCAGAUUUUUUAAAAAGGUAUUUUUAAAUCCUGUCCCUUGAAAAAUUGUAUUUCUGAUUUAAGAAAUGGAAGCUUUUUUUUUUUUUAAAGAGUGCAGAUCCUGCUGUCAGCAAAUGAGGUGUAUGUUGUGCACAGAGAGGCCAGGAAGGACGAGGUGGCCGAGUGGUUAAGGCGAUGGACUGCUAAUCCAUUGUGCUCUGCACGCGUGGGUUCGAAUCCCACCUUCGUCGUUGUCGAACUUUUUUGGGGAGGGAAAAGGCCGAAGCUCCAGAGAGACGCAGUCGCACUGAGAUCUGCAGGGCUCUCUGGAUUGCAGCCAAAGUGCCUGGGGACCCCCAUCAGCCCCAGGCAGUAUGCCCAGAGAACAGGGGAUGAUGGGAGUUGUAGGCCAACAAGAUCUGGAGUACCACAGCUACGGUUUAACAAAGCCCAGGAAUGACUGUUCUAAUAAACAAGUGUGUUCGGAGAUAAGGUCAAGGCUGGUUACAGGUUUUUUUGGGUUUUUUUCUGAGGGGUGGCAAAACUGUGUCUCCCCUUCCCACCAUGGGCUUAUCAGGUAGUGGCAGGUAGCAGCAAUUGGCUUCCAUUUUAAUUUCCCACAGUGCCGAGGGUUGGUGCUAUGUCAGGGGCAUUGUGGGUAAUUAAAAUGGCUGCUAAAAGACUCUUGGCUGAAACCAUGGAGCCACUGCAAUAUUUGAUUGGAUGAACCAAUGGUUUGACUUACAUCUCAGUUCACAGUACAUAUUAACCAACUAGUGCGCAUGUAAACAUAUUAAACGGUGUAUAUACAAAACAUCCUGAAUUAUUUUUAGACCAAUGGUCCCUACACCCUAAGGUGGAGCAUCUUAAACAGUUUACACUAGACAUAUAUCUUGCAUGAUUGAUCUUCCACAGCCAAUCUUCUCCAGUGGCCAACCUAACCUGCCACGCAGGGGUGUUGUGUGGCUUAACCUGGGGGCAGGGAAAUCUUGUAGUCUGCGCUGAGUUCUGUGGCAGAAGAUCGGGGUUGCAAAAAUGUAAUAAAUAGAUAUGCCACAGUCAAAAAGAAUUGAGUUCCCAGAAUUGUUAACCUCUGUGUAUGUUUGCAGGUUUCUGCUUGUAAUAACAAUGGGUUCUUUUUGCAGUCAUUAUUUGGCACACUGCAUUUUAACCCUGGGAGAAGAAAGCAAGCCUUAACCUGAAAAGGGUGGUGCUCUCUUAAAUAAACCAUUGGUGUAUGCUGCAAUGAGUUGGCGUAGCUUAGCCAAAUCUCCACCCAUAUUAACGUUUUGCAUCGUUCUGGCCCAUCUUUCAUGGCCUGUUGGUGGCCAUAUGAACAUAAACACAAGAAUCAUAGAAUUGUACAUUUGGAAGGGACCCUGAGGGUUUUCUAGUCCAACCCCCUGCAAUGCAGGAAUCUCAGCUGAAGCAUCCAUGACGGAUGACCAUCCAGCCUCUGCUUAAAAACCUCCAAGGAACGAGAGUCCACAGCUUACUGUGAGAGUCUGCUCCACUGUCAAACAACUCUCGUGGUCAGAAAGUUUUUCCUGAUCUUAAGUUGGAAUCUCUUUUCUUGUAACUUAGAUCCAUUGGUUCGGGUCUCCAGAGCAGGAGAAAACAAGUUUGCUCCAUCUUCCACGUGACAACCCUUGAGAUAUUUGAAGAUGGCUGUAGUAUCUUCUCUCAGCCAGUGUGGUGUAAUGGUUAAGAGUGGUAGAUUCGUAAUCUGGUGAACUGGGUUCGCGUCUCCGCUCCUCCACAUGCAGCUGCUGGGUGACCUUGGGCCAGUCACACUUCUUUGAAGUCUCUCAGCCCCAUUCACUUCACAGAGUGUUUGUUGUGGGGGAGGAAGGGAAAGGAGAAUAUUAGCCAUUUCGAGACUCCUCCGGGUAGUGAUAAAGCGGGAUAUCAAAUCCAAACUCCCCUUCUUCUUCUUCUUCUUCUUCUUCUUCUUCUUCUUCUUCUUCUUCUUCUCAAUCUCCUCUUUAGCAGGCUAAACAUACCCAGCUCCCUCAACCAUUCCUCAUAAGUCUUGGCUUCCAGAACCUUUGAAGAACGCUUGAGGGAAUUAAGAGCCCUGCAAGAUCAGCCCAAUGGCCCAUGUAACCCAGCAUCAUGUUCUUGUGGCAGCCAGUCAGAUGCCUCAAAUUCACAGCCAUCGUGGCCAGGAGCCAUGGAUAGCCUGAUCCAUGUUUUCCCCUCACCCUCUUUCACAGCCAUCCAAACUGGUCGUCCUCGCUGCUGCUUCUUGCAGAAGCAAAUCCCCUAGGUCCUCUUGCUUCUUUCCAGCAAGCCCGCUCCAUGAAUAAGUCCUCUGUGCUUGUCUCCCACCUUUCCGACCGCCACUCCCUUCCCUUCCCAAUGAAUGAGAAAAAAGGCGUGCUAUGCUCUCUCUCUCUCGAUUUCCUCCUGUGUGCAAAGGCAUCUGCCAAUCCCAACCCUUCCCUUCCUGCUUUUGUGCCACCCGGCACCCUCUCAUCAGACAAGAGGAGAGGAGGACCAGCUCUUCUUUUUCCUCCCCUCCCUUUCUUUUUUUCCAGCAGCCAACUCAGAAACAAGGAGCGGUUUGAUUCUUUUUACGGGCAAGCUCUCUCUGGAGGACCACAGGCAGAGACGGCUGGCGAGGACUGAGUUGCGGCAGGCUUGCAGAAUGCAGCUGUUGUAACCAUCCUGUAACAACAGAGAGAAGGAAAGAGGACGGUUUUUCCCCACUCUGGAAGCUGGCUUGCUUUUUUCUUUUUGUGUGUGUGCGCGCGUGUGUGUGUGCGAGUCCGCCUCUGGAUUUCUGGCUUUUCUCUGAAAACUCAAGUGAGUCCGUGAUGUGAAGUUCCCCCGCCUUGCAGGGAUUUAUUUUUUUUGCAUUGUGGAUGGUCGACCCAAUCUGGCGUGGAAAUACUCCGGAGGCAGCCUGGAACUGAAGGGUAAUGGAUCUUUCUCGUGCAAGGGAGUUUCUGGGAGGGUGGGCUUAACAAAGGGUUUUUAUUUCAUUUUAAACAGGGCCUAACAAAGGUGUUCUUAUUUAGGAGAGAAAAUGGUCCCAGUGGGGAGAGGCAACCCAACCUUUUGGAAAUCUUUUCCUAAGAUGCAGGGGGGUUCCGUCGCUCAUUGGAACAUCAAAGCCAGCAGUUUGAGGGGGAGGAUCCUGUUCAGGAUUUUCUGCGCCUUUCAUCUCCCCACCCACUCCCUGGCAACCACGUGCAGGGGUGGGUGUAGCUGGGCUUCUUCGUUCCGCAGGCUUGGGAGAAUCUCCUUUGGAGAAACGGAUCUGGUCCCAGGAGUAGAUUGGAAACGGUAGAAGGAAUUACCUCUCCAUCUUCUCCAGGAAGGACUAGGCUGGGUGGGAUCCAGUCUUCCAAGUACAUAGGCUUAGAGCAGGGGUCGGCAACGUGCGGCCCGUGGGCCAGAUGCGGCCCACAAAGACUGUUUUACUGGCCCAUGAGUCGCCCCUGAACUGGCGCAGCGCGGUGUGGGGACUUGCCGAGCGGCACCAGAAAUUGUGUCUGCGCAUGUUCAUAUACCAAAAAUUGCACCUGCGCAUGUCCAGAUGCCGAAAAUCACUUCUGUGCAGGCAUGAUUUUUGGCGUCUGGGCAUGCGCAGAAGUGAUUUCCGGCGCCGCGGACAUGUGCAGACGCGAUUUCUGGUGUCGCACUGCGCCAGUCCAGCCCACAGACAAUCUCCGUGGGAGUGAUUCGGCCCAUGGCCAGUAAACCUUGCCGAACCCUGGCUUAGAGCAACACUUAUAAUGUUCUUUUUAAAGGUGGUAGGGAAUCUGUGGUCCUUCACACCUCUGGUCUCUCUCAAUAAUAGGCCACACCCCCUCUCCAGGAUUCACCCCUCACCAUUCUUGCUGCACACACUCCUCAGGUGCUUUUGCCUGGCUGGCAUCUGUCCUUCAGCUGCGAUUAUGCCUUUUGCUCGCCUGGGUGGAGGGCCUCCUUUGCACACACGUGUGUUUGUGUGUGUCUGUGGAAGCGUCUCUCCUUUGCAUGGCUGUUCCGAGAUCCAUUGCCCCUCCCACUUCUGUCUCUGGCUCCACCCACCACUCACAUGUUUCCCAAGAGUCCGUGAGCUGGAAAAGAUUCUGCCCCAUAGGGACCAAUUCCACAUUCACUUUCUUGGGAAUCCUUUGUCUCCUGAUGGUGUUUCCUGCUUGGCAGGGGGUUGGACUCCAUGGCCCUUGUGGUCUCUUCCAACUCUAUGAUUCUAUGAUUCCUCCCCUUGCAGGCUUAAAAUUCAAGUGAAAUUGGGGGUGGGGGGGCGAGAAGAGGAGAGUUAACAUCUCUGCCUUAUCGCUGGCUGGAUUACAUGUGUUUUCUUAAGCCGCUCCCAAGGGAGGCUAGUUUAGAACUGGGAGCGUGAAAAGUCUUACAGUAAUAGGAACGCCCCCACCCUCUCCAGAAAUCUGGAGCAGAGGAAAAACUGCAGGGCUGGAAUAAAUUUGCCCAACUAAAAAAGAACAUAGCAGUGAAAGGGUCUUCUCCUCCCCCCAAAAUUAAAGGAGGCAACAGGGUAUGGGGAAUAAAAUAUGUCCAGGGUUAAAGAAUGAGCGUUUCUCUCCCUUCUUCCCCCACACUUGCCAAUUUCAAUGGUUUAUUUACAAAGCUGCCUGCUUCAUGUGGUCUCAAUUUUGAAUGAUUCAUCUGAGCAGUUUGAUUUUUCAAAUGAGAGAAGAGCCCAUUAAACGAACACAAUGACAGGACAGACUUUGGUUGCAGACAGGGAGAAAGUACAGUUCAGAGAGUUAAAAAGGCAGAAAUAUGUGAUGUCAUCAAAAUAGAGUGCUUUGAAUACACGCAGAGUUGCCAAAUAUCUUGCCUUUUUAAACACACACACACACACACAGUCCAAAAAAGUACAAAGACUUUAAAAGAUUACUAAAGUGAUUAUUGAAAUUUCAUGAAAGACAAGCACACAUGGAUAAAGAGAAAAUCAGAAAAAUGAAAAAAAAGAAGAAAACCCCUAUAAUAUAAUUAAACAAACAACAACAACACAACCCAAAAAGUACUGUAGUUCAGCACAUUAGGAGUCUUUGGUUAAAGGUAAAGGUAAAGGACCCCUGACAGUUAAGUCCAGUUGCAGACGACUCUGGGGUUGCAGUGCUCAUCUCGCUUUACAGGCUGAGGAAGCUGGCGUUUGUCCGCAGACAGUUUUCCGGGUUAUGGGGCCAGCAUGACUAAGCCGCUUCUGGAGAAACCAGAGCAGCGCACGGAAACGCCAUUUACCUGUUUAUCUUGUUGCACUGGCAUGCUUUUGAACUGCUAGGUUGGCAGGAGCAGGGACUGAGCAACGGGAGCUCACCCCGUUGCAGCUAUUUGAACCGUCGACCUUCCGAUCGGCAAGCCCUAGGCUCUGUGGUUUAGACCACAGCGCCAUCCGCGUCCCUAAGGAGUCUUUGGUUACAAAGCAAAAUAAUUUAAUUGGAGAAGAGAUCGUACUGUGGCAUAGACACUUCCAGUGCCUUUCUGGUAGCAGAAAAAUUGGGUUUGAUUCAGGAGCCCAAUUUCUACCCAGCAUAAGGGAUACUGAGUAGUAUAACUUCAGCUUUCUCUAGGUUUGAUCAAGUUGUGCUCCAUUGGAAUAAUGUAGCUAAAUGGACUCUCAUCAUGUGUUCCUGCUGUAAAUAAAGAAGAGCUCUCUGUGGGGGCUGAUUUUUUUCACCCUGCUGUAAACUAGGGGAGGAUCCUCCUCUGUUAAACCUCUGUCCCACCAACUCCUUAUCCUGGUGUGAACAAGGUGGGUAAUUCUGCUGGAGCCAGGAAGACUGUGUGCACAUUACUGUUUAUUCUGGCUUCAGUGUGUUGUUCCCACCACUGGUGUUGGAAACCAUGUACAGUGGUACCUCGGGUUACAGACGCUUCGGGUUACAGACUCCGCUAACCCAGAAAUAGUACCUCAGGUUAAGAACUUCGCUUCAGGAUGAGAACAGAAAUUGUGCGCUGGCGGCAGUGGGAGGCCCCAUUAGCUAAAGUGGUACCUCAGGUUAAGAACAGUUUCAGGUUAAGAACGGACCUCCAGAACGAAUUAAGUUCUUAACCCGAGGUACCACUGUACACAUGAUGUUAGCCACAGCAGUUCGAUGCGUUUUCCCCCUAACCAGCUUCCAUCCGAUCUGAAAACGUAGGCCGUGUUCGCUUUGCGGUUAAGCUGAGGUCUGUACGUUUGAGGCAGCCAUUGCACAUGAACAGAGAACAGCACAUGCCCAGGCGAUGGUGGUUUGCAGGGCUGGGGGGAGGGAACCAAACUGCUUGUGCGCACUGGAUGAAGACAUGCCUGCUCCCCUCCCGGUCUGGUGUGCACAGCAGCGUUCAAAUGCAAUAUGAAUCGCAGGGGGAAGGAAUGACCUCACUGUGUUUUUGUAGAAUCAUAGAGUUGGAAGGGACCCCAAGGGUCAUCUAGUCCAGCCCCCUGCAAUGCAGGAAUCUCCGCUAAAGCAUCCAUGAAAGAUGGCCAUCUACCAGUGUGUACAUAGCCCAACUGUCUGGCUCCUUUUAUUUUAAGCCUGGAGUAACACUUAGUGACCAUCAGUGCAAUUGACUUUCACUGGGCUCGUUCACCAGGAAACAACUAAUAUGAGGUCUCCUGAACUAGUUACUUACCCCUUCUUCACUCAGUUGAAAUCCUGGGAUUUCACCUCUCCUACCUCUUUUCGCUCUGGAGUGAAUCGUAAGGACCUCUUUGCAAUCAUUCCUUUUUGGGGCGUGUAAAUUUGGAGUAACUCUGAAGGAUAAGUCACGAUUCUCACUCUGCCUUUCACCCAGUGCUUCUUCACACAGCAUAAUUUGCUCCCGCAAGAGGUAGUGAUGGCUACCAACUUGGAUAGCUUUAAAAGAGGAUAGAGGAAUUCAUGGAGGAUCAGACUACCAAUGACUGCUAGUCAUAAUGACUAAGCUCUACCUCUGUCAUUAGAGGAGACUGUAUACCUCCGAAUACCAGGUUCUAGGAAUCACUGGUAGGAAGAGUGCUGUUGCACUUGCGUCUUGCUUGUGGGCUUAUUUCCACAGACAGCAGUUUGCCCACUAUUGGGCCAUUUGCCUGUUCCAUCAGCAUUCUCCUUAUACUCUUAGGAAAUCAGAAGUAUCUGCUUUGCAGCUGAUGAAUACCACAGCUUUGUGACUCACCCUGGUGUAAGCCAAGAGUCAAUGAGACAGAUUCUGUUCUUCCUUAUUUCCUCCUUUCAUUUUCAACUUUGGGGUAAACUUUGGUUUUCAAAAAGAAGAAGAAGAAGGAGAUAUUUUUGUGGUCUGUGGACAAAUCCCUCCCUUUAUUCAGCUACUAGGUGUGGGCUGGGAGUGGUUGCAGGAGGCCUGCAGGACAACUUUAAACUAAAUACUGAGAGGGAGGGAGACAAUAUCACAGAUGACAGAGUGAAACCUGAUACUAGAGAUAAUACCUUCACUGAUAUACAGGGAACUAAGGUGGUGCUCCAGAAACCUUCUAAAGAAGGAAGCAGCUGGAUAGGAUGGCUUAUGGUCUCAGUUGGCUUUAUACUAAUGCCCAGAGAAUGGGAAACAAGCAAGAUGAAUCUGAGCUCUUAAUAGAGGAUGGCAAAUAUGACCUAAUAGGCAUUACGGUGGUACCUCAGGUUAAGUACUUAAUUCGUUCUGGAGGUCCGUACUUAACCUGAAACUGUUCUUAACCUGAAGCACCAUUUUAGCUAAUGAGGCCUCCCACUGCUGCCGCGCCGCCGGAGCACGAUUUCUGUUCUCAUCCUGAAGCAAAGUUCUUAACCUGAAGCACUAUUUCUGGGUUAGCGGAGUCUGUAACCUGAAGCAUAUGUAACCUGAGGUACCACUGUACUGAAACCUGGUGGGAUGAGACUCAUGACUGGAAUGUAGAAAUUGAGGGGUAUAACCUAUUAAAAAGGAAUAGACCAAACAGGAAAGGAGAAGUAUGUAAAGGAUAUGUACAGUUGUGAAGCAGUGUUAGAAACUGAGAUAUGAAAGCGGGGAGCUAAAUGUCACCUUAAACCUCGGUAAUGGGUACAACAACAGAAUGUCUAGGCACACUUUUUUAAUAGCAAGAAUAAAAAGCUGAAAUUGAACUGCAGCUAAAAUCUUAUUUUCAUUUCUCACAUGGUCUAGUCCUCACCUGAAGACUGCAAAAAACAAAGCCAUGCUUUACCUGUCUGCCCCCCUAAUAUUCUUAAGAGAAUCUCUUCUCCAGUCUUCAGAGAGUGACUGGAAGUGGAGAGGCAGAAAAAGGUCCUCCUUUCCUUCCACUCCGCAGUUUUAAUCUGAAAUCUUAGGCGCAGUACUGCACCCAGAGCUCAGAAACAGCUCACGCUAAUGAAAUUCCUUGCCGCAGAACGCGCCUAGAACAAUGGGAGUUUCGAACGCUGUUGUGAAGAGAUCCACGAGGAGCUGGCAAAUGUGGAUGAGGUAACUGUUAAGUGGAUUUGUAGCUGGUUGACUGACUGAACCCAAAGAGUGCUCACUAAUGGUUCUUCAUCAUCCUGGGAAAAAGUGAGAAGUGGGGUGUCGCACGGACCAUUUAUAAACGACUUGGCUGAAGGAAUUGAGGGGAUUUGCAGAUGACACCAAACUGGGAGGGGUAGCUAAUGCCUCAGGAGACAGAAUCAGGACUCAAGAUGACCCUAACAGAUCGUAAAACUGGGCCCAAACUAACAAAAUAAAUUCCAAUAGUUCACAGUUCAGGAGUACACUUGAAACUGGCAUUGCCCUGGAUUGACGUGGCAAUAGCUUUGGUCAAGAGUCUGUGUGUGUGCAGGUUCUGCUGGUGUGCUGGCAUCACGGCAGAUUUUGUCACAAUUACGUAUGCUGAAUCACACUGCCUAGGUAGAUUUUUCAGGCCCCUGUCUGUAUCUUUAGAUGCCAGAUAAAAACUUUAUUGUUUUAAUGUGCUUUUCAGUGUCACAAUUUCAGAGAAUUCGUUAGAGGCCUAGAAAAUAAAGAUUAGUAGUGGGGGUGCUGUGCAGAAUUGCCACAAUCUCGGAUGCUGUUUUGCAAAUAACAGGUCGCUAGCCCUCACUGAUCAUGGAAAUAAAACUUGCUUGCUUAUUUGUUUUUAAUCUGAUGACAGUUUCAUUUUGGUUCUUAGCUGCCUUGCCCUAUUUGGGUUCAGAAAGGUGUGGUAUUGAUAUUGCAGUCAGUAACUUGUCCAUGGAACUCAUUGCCACUGAUGGGCAGGGGGACGUGGCUCAGUUCUGUUGGGUUGGUGAAGCAGACCCCUGCAGAGAGCAUGACUGAAGUUUCUGCUCAUCGGUUGGUAAGUGGAGAGUUCAGUCCUGCUGGGUGCUGCUUCACAAGUACUCUCCGUGCAAGAAAUUCUGUCCUGAAGCAGACCCCACCUCUGCAGGUGCCAGGACCGGCCACCUACUGGUCACCUGAUGUUGUCAUGACGCCAGAUGAUUGAUAAGUGGGUUGCUCCACCCACUUGUCAAAGUUAUCUUCCCGGGUAGAGGGAGAUAAAGAUCUUGUUAUGUAUUGAAGUUAUCACCCUGGCCACCAGGAGUAUCAUGUACAGUGGUACCUCAGGUUAAGUACUUAAUUCGUUCCGGAGGUCCGUACUUAACCUGAAACUGUUCUUAACCUGAAGCACCACUUUAGCUAAUGGGGCCUCCUGCUGCCGCCGCGCCGCCGGAGCACGAUUUCUGUUCUAUCCUGAAGCAAAGUUCUUAACCUGAAGCACUAUUUCUGGGUUAGCGGAGUCUGUAACCUGAAGCGUAUGUAACCUGAAGCGUAUGUAACCUGAGGUACCACUGUAUAUAGUUUUCACUCAGGUCCACGUCAGUUACUUUAGGCGGGAAACCCUGGGUUGCUGUUGCUACAAUGUUGAUAGCCGGCUGCCUAUAAAAGCAGGCCGGCUGAGCUGUUUGCUGUUCAGUUCUGUUCCAGCUUACAAAUAAAGAGCUGCUUUGGAGAAAUUGCUGCGUCGUCUGCUAUGUCUACCCACUAUUCAACAGAUCUGGCCUGCUGGGCCAAAAAUGUGUGCCCCCCCCAAUAUAUCAGAUAAGCACCUAUGAUUGCAUAGAUACUGGCUCCUGUUUUUCAAUUGAGAGAGAAGUGAGUCCCGCAAAUCCUGAGAGACUCUCUUUUCUUCUGUAUUGCUUUGCCUUGAGUACUACUUGUGGCUGAGUGGCACUAAUAAAUACGGGUUUAGGAUGCUCUGCUCCUGGCUUUAAUAAAGCCCGGACUCGCAACUAGCAGAUGCACAGUGUUUGCAGGUGACGGAUUUUCUCAUCAUGCCUUGCUUCUAAACCUGCAUGUGGCUUCUUGUUGGCUAUUGUUGGAAGAAAGGCGAUUAAGUGCAUGGCAGCUCUUUCAUAACGGCCUUAGGUCAUGUCGGGAAACGCUGGAAAUCCAGGAUGCCCAUUUUAAGAGCAUUGUGUGGGCUUUUAAAGGGCUUUAAAGUGUUUUACUGAGCGGACCACAUCUGGGAAGUGGCCAGAACCACUUGCUCCAGACAGGUUUGAUGCUGACAGAUAAUUUUAAAGCAGCUGAAUGUUACGCACACACAUUAAGUUUUGUUGGGGUAACACAUGCAGUAAAAUGAGGGGGCAGAAAGUGGAUUAUACCAGUUUAGGCUGCAAGCGGGGAGGAUUCCCUUUUCCUUUUUAAAAAAUGCUUCCCUGGAUUUAAGAAAACCCAACAAACCACACACUCAGCACAUCUGCAUGCAAGUGGAAAAAUAGUGUAGCUGGGAAAGCUCAAGUCUGGAACAUUUCUCACUGCUAUCCUAGGCUUUUUGUUUUUUAAAAUAGCAGAUUGGUGUGUUUUUUUAUAAUGUGGACUCCCGCCUCCCUCAGCAACCAACCCCUCCUCUUCACCUGCAGGCUAAGGUGGCACAGUCUAUUCUACCACCUCGCUCCACUGCUUGUGGAGAAAGUUGUUUUUUUCGCAUUACAUUUAUUCCAAAUUAGCGGAAGCAGGUGAACUGGUUGUUCCAGAUUGAAAGUAAUGUGCUGUGAUGCGUGCAUCUGUAUGUAUAUAAUCACUCAGAACAGUAUAUAUUUUUAAGUGAGGCGGCCGAGGCCGUACAUGGAAUUUGGGUCAUAGAAUAAGAGAAUUGUAGAGUUGGAAGGGACCUCGAGGAUCAUCUAGUCCAACCCCCUGCAAUGCAGGAAUAUGCAGCUCACCCGUACAGGGAUUGAACCCGCGACCAAUGGUGUUAUCAGCAUCACACUCUAGACAACUGAGCUAUACAGUGGACGCUCGGGUUGUGAAUGUGAUCUGUGUGGGAGGCAUGUUCGCAUCCCGCAGCGCCGCAUCUGCUCAUGUGCAAAGCGCAAUUUAGUGCUGCUGCGCAUGCGCGACCGCUGAAACCUGGAAGUAACUCGUUCCAGUACUUCUGGGUUUCGGCGGGUCCAUAACCUGAAAAAACGCAACCUGAUGUGUCUUUAACCCGAGAUAUGACUGUAUAUGACAGAUAGAUUUGUACACAGGAAAAAGUCUAGUUUAGCAGGGGCAAAGAACAGGGGAUGUAGGACUUUUUGUUGGGAAAAUUGCAUGGGGGGGGGAUGAGUCGCUGCUCUCCCACACCCUGAUGUAAAAAGCACAGCUUUUGCGCAUAGAUGGCGCUUUAGAAAUGAUAAGAAAACAAUACUCUGGCAGUGCUGGCCGAACAAUUGUUGCCCCGUCCCCCUGGUUGUUCCUUUUUUCCUAGCAUUUCCUUUCCUCUGCAGUGAGAGGAUGCUAACUAAAACCUCCUCGUUUCCUGCGUCCGGAAAGACGCAUUUCCCUUCUCCAUGGAAAAGGGUUGGAAGGAUAGGAUUCAUGAAGGGGCUGUGGCUUGGAAGAGCCAAGUCGCAUCUGCAGGGAGCCUGUCUGCAGUUUCUCCAAUAAGUCCUUGACCGAGAGGGGCCAACAGAAUUGUUCCAGGUAUGGAUUCACCUCUCGGCCUUAACUACCCUUUAUGAUUCUUCCCUGGGGUUCUAUCUGGUGGCUCCGAGUUGCCGUACAAGCCUGGGCUGCAACGCAGUGUGCCUGUACGGUCCUGAAUAAUGAGGACCGGCAACUUGUUAUCUGCAAAACGGUAUCUUUUAUUCUGGCAUUUCUGUGCAAAAGCCCCACCCCACGGCCGUUGCUUGAGCCUCUGUUCAAAAUGUAGAAUCCUGCACCUGUGCUUUGCUUCUGGGAGGGAGGUCUUGCUCCUGCGUUUUGCAAUUGCCAGCGAUUUAACAUUUUUACAGAUAAUACCAAUUUGUGAUAUUUUUUGCCAUGUAAAGUUAUCUGGAGUGCCAGUGGGGGUGGAAAGGGGAGGCGUGUUCGUUUCAUUUAUGUGGAGGUUUAUUUCAAGCUGCCCAGGGAAGGGUAUAUGAUGCUCUGCUUACUCGGCUACUUUAUUCUUAACAGCAACCCAGUGAGGUAGGCAAGGCUGAAAGAGAGGGGCUAGCACAAAGUCCACCAGUGAACCUCUUGUCUUGACUGACUUUGAAUUUGAACCUGGGUCUCCUCAGUCCCAAGCUGCACGAGGAGCAGGAAUUCAAUAGGCAAAGUUUCUUACCACAUAGCAUGUGGUUUGGACUUAGGUGAAUAUUGCAACAGGUUUCUUGAAGGAGGAACAUUGUGUAAAGCAGGGUUGGGGAAUCUAAGGCCCUGGGGCCAAACCUCCCAAAUCUGUCUUUUAAUCUGGCCCUUAGGACUCUUUCCAGCCACACCCUCACCUGGUCCUUCUUCAAAUCCUCCUCUGGUGUUUUUGCCUGACUGGGAUGUGCUCUUGAACUAUGAAAAUCCCACUUGCUUUACUAGAUACAGGCUAGAGAUGGGUAUGGGAAUGUAUUUAGAAAGCAGCUGACCAUACAAAGGCAAAAUUAACUUUCGUUCCUCUGCCCGCCUUUGCCUCUGACCCUGCCCAUCCCUGACGUGUGGCCCCCAGAAAGUUUUCCAGAGGUAAGGCGGCCCUCAGGCUGAGAAACUUGCUGCAAAAUGGAAGAGAGCCCCCACAUUUUAAAGAAAACAAGCCGCAGCUUUUUAUUGGAGAUGUAACAGAAGAGCUCUGGGUUGAGCUUCCAUUUUGAUAUUUUGAGGAUCUAUCCCAUUCUCAGCUUGUCCCACUUUUUAGGAGCUGCUGCCUUCUGGAGUGUGAACCUCCAGGGAGCUGUCACCUAAACAAGCUCUUGUCACUGCAGAGCUGGCUAGAUCACUCCGGGUUUCUAGGGCAUAGCCCAGAUUUGAGGAGGGCGGAGGGCCUGCUUGCAUCGGUUGAAGAAUGGCUGUGGGAUGUUGUCGGAUGAGGGUUGUCUCUGCUAAUUGCGGACGCUGGACUUAAGAGUGUCAUAAACACACACACACACACAUGUUGUCAUGCACUCUACUUGUAGGAGGAUGCCUGAACUGACUCUUCCUGUCCAGAGAAUCUCUGAGCAUGCCUAGAAUUCAUUAGGAAGCUGUAUUAUACAUGAGUCAUGCCAGUGGCUCAUUUGGUAUUGUCUACACUGACUGGCAGAAGAUUGUUUUCAGGCAGUGCUCCUGCCCAAACCUACCUGGAGAUGCUAGGGAUUGAAUCUGGGAGUUUUAGCAUGCUCUGCCUAUGAGUUUCCCUCUUCUCAGAACAAAAGUGCUGCUGUCCAAAUAGGGACUUGUUCCCUCAGUUUAAAAGUCUGAAUCUCUGCCCAAGCUCUGACCAUCUUGCUUUAUUUUCUUCUCCUUCGGAAAGCAGGGCUCUCUGGUACAGUGGUACCUCGGGUUACAUACGCUUCAGGUUACAGAUGCUUCAGGUUACAGACUCCGCUAAUCCAGAAAUAUUACCUCAGGUUAAGAACUUUGCUUCAGGAUGAGAACAGAAAUUGUGUGGUGGCGGCAUGGUAGCAGUGGGAGGCCCCAUUAGCUAAAGUGGUGCUUCAGGUUAAGAACAGUUUCAGGUUAAGAACGGACCUCUGGAAUGAAUUAAGUUCUUAACCCGAGGUACCACUGUAUUUAAUUCUUAAAACGAGAGGUGUUGGGGUUUACACCCCAUAAUUGAUUAUGACUACGUUCUACUACAGUACCUUGUCUUAGAGACUGUCCCCAAAAGCCUGCUGUGUUGUCUGUAGACGGUGCAGUUUUGGCUACCUAAGGAUCUUCACAGUUUGCUUUCAGUAUAUGGGAUCAUUAUUAUUAUUUCUCAUGGGCCAGGAUGAGUUCCACAAUUAGAAAUAGGGUUCUGAGUAGACAUAAUUUGAGAAUUGUGUAGAAGUUGUUAAGUGUAUGGUGGGGGCGAGCACCCCCAGAAACGGUUUUUGUUGUUCUUGAGGAAAGAGAAGUUUUUUUUAUUGAAUGCUUUCCCUCUCUCCACUCCCAAAACAUGGCUGUGUCUCUCCUGGGAGCCUGGAAUGGGGGCCUGCCACUGAAAUGCUGAAGAUCAGCUGCAAGGCAGGCAGCUUUGCAGCCUGUCAAGGGAGAGAAGGGAACUAUAGCUGGGAGGCGCCUGGCUCCGGCCUCCCCGGGGGACGUUGGCGUGCGGCCGGUUGGCGUUGGAUAUGCGCUGCUCCUCAGCUGGUCAUGCAUGCUCUGCCUUCCCUCCCUGUCAUCGAUAUGAUGAGCGUGUGGGGAGUGUAAGGAGGGGCUGAGAGCGAGAGUUUUUGGACAGGAUCAAGACGGAGGCUUUUCUGGCCAAGGGGGUGGAGAGAGAGGGAGGAAGAAGACUCUGCAGCGUUGCACCGCUGCAGAGAAGAGAAUGGGGGCAGGAUAGCCUCUCACUCCACCCCAGCAAAGCUCCUGUGCACUAAAUGAUUGCGAAAACAGCAGGCAGGAAUUCAACAGGUGUGGAGGGAGCUUUCCUGUUGAAUUUCUGGCCCCUCGUUGUGGCUGCAAAGGCUUGAAAGCCUUAGGUGGGGGCAGCUUAGGUAAGGUACCGGCUACGGGGUUGCCGUAGCAACCGCUGCACUCUUGCGGCCUACGCUCCUGCUGCUAAAGGGAGAGGCCUGCUCUUCUUCCCGAAUGGUAAUGAAGGAGGCAAAUAAAGCAGGUCAUCUUUGAACAGAGAAGCAGAAGGGGGAACGUUUCCUUUCCUACUUCUGCCCCCCACCCCGUGGCUUGUACAGGUUCAAUCCUAGACACAGCCUAAAGGGAAUCUCAAAAAGAUGUGAAGAUGAAGCUCUGGCUUUGGGGAAGGGAGUCCCGUGGUUUUCGGGGCAGACAGUCUCUCUGCAACCUUUCAGUCCACACUCAGUGCUUUAGAUUGUAAAGCAGGAACCAUGAACCUUUUAUUUCAGCUCGAGGGCCACUUUCCCUUCUGCACGAACCUCCUGAGGGCCACCAGUCCAGGGUAAGGCAGAGCUUAAGGCAGAAGGUGACAGAGCAACAAAGGUAAAAUUUACCUUUGUUACAGGAGGCUAGUUUCUACAUACACUCGCACACUCCUCCCUUAUCCUCCAUCCAGCAUUAUUAGAAAACUUGGAUGCAUGUAAGGCAAAAACGCUCUGGGGUGUGUGAACCUGGGUUUAGCCUGGGGAGAGCUAUGAGGGCCGGAUAAAGACCUGGGGGGGGGGGGCACAUUCGGCCCCUAGGCCCGAAGUUCCCGACUUCCUCUGCAAUCUUAUAGUGCUGCCCAGAGGGUGUUUGUGGUUGGUCACAGAGAGAACAAGAGAGGCUUGCAACUGAAUCAUAGCAUUGUAGAGCUGUAAUAAGGACGCCAAGGGUCAUCUAGUCCAGCCCCCUGCAAUGCAGGAAUGAGAAAGAGCAGAGCAGGCUGCCUUGAACCCGCCACUGCUCAUCCACAGACUCGAGUGCUCCUAGUUAAGGGAGCCAGACAGUCCUUCCCUCUUCCAGGAUACUCCAUUCCAUUCCUGCACCCUCCCUCCCAUGAUUUUCUCUCUCUUUUCUCUUCCCUUUAGCCCACACACAGAGGACUGAUUUUUAUUUUCAUAUGUAUGAAAAUAUACGAUUGGGGGGUGGUAUAGGGCAGGCCACGUUUUGGGGCCAAUUGGGGAGAGGAGCUGUAUUCAGUUGUUUUUUGGGGGGGUUUCAACCUGCAUGGCACUUUCUCAGCCUCUUGUAGCUGCUGGGGCUAAAGGUUUCUGGCAUUUGAUUUUAGGGCCCAAUAGGAGCAGCAGGCCAAGCAAGGACUUUACACUGGCCGUGUUUCGGUUUGACGGCCGCCGGUUGCCGACCAGUACCCCUCCAAACACACACACAUCCUUUCUCUACAGGCCCGUCCCCUUUGCCUCCCUUGCUGUUCUAUUUCCUGACAGGCACAAAGCCUGACUUUCUCUACCCACAUGGCGGGCCCAAAAUACCCAGCAGCUGACAUCCUUGCAACUGUCUCCUAAGAGACAGCUGUCCCAAAUUCAUUCCUGCCUCCUCGCCACCCCACCUCCCCGUCGCCAGUCCCCCGCCAUGCAUGUAUGUGAGUGCAUGUUUGCAUGUGUUCAGCGGCCCCUCUUCUGCUUGGCCGUGGUUUCGCAGCCGUCAGGUAUGGGAACAGGUAAGAUGAGGCUAGGAGAACAGACUGCAAGUCUGAAGCCUGCAAAGGAAGAGCAUUGUGUGUUGUAUAUGUGUGCUUGGGGAUGUUCGAGGGUGUGUCCCUGUGUGGCAGGGUUUGGAACGUGUUUUCUGGAAUCGAGAUCUAGGCCAAUUUUUUUAAAAAAAAGGAACAGUCGGCCUGGGAAUUAAAUCUGCUGGGAUGCGGGGAGGGGGGAUUUUGGAGGGGACGACUGGCACAUUCUUUCCAGCCCUGCCCAGUUUUUGAUCCAGGAGAGUUUAUAUGCAGCUGAUAAGGGCACUCACUUGGGCUCAGAAGUAAAUAGAAGCUGUGGCAUUGGAUUUGAAAUGAAGGGAAUCUAUACAGGGGUAUGUGCUCUCUGUAAUAGUACUCUCUGCCCUCCUCCACAAUCUUCAUUGAGGAAUGCCAGAGUAUUUAGUGGAGUCGGUGAUGCAAGCUUACUGCAGUUGCACUAAUAGUUUCUUUGGCAUAGUUUUUGUUACCGCUUCUUGGAGGGGGAGGGUUGAGCUAUUCUGCCCUUGUUUGGCAUCCUGACCAUAUAAACACUCAUGCAUUGAGUGCCCACUCCUGUAUAACUUGAAAUUUCACCAGUCCCUAUAUUCCUCCCCCCCCCCCCCAGGUAUCUUUUGGAAAUCAUAAGGGCUACAAACUUGACGUGUUUGUGAGGGAGGGAGGGAGAUUCUCAUGCAAACACAGAAGUAUGGAAGAUUCACUUGAUUGUGGGAUGUUUUGGGUAUGUUUUUGUGCUAGAGGCAGGGGCAGGGACUGAAGUGGGUUUCACGGUCCCUUUGGGUCAAGUAGCAACUGCUGUUUUGUGAGUUCCUGUAGAGAAACAGAAAAGCCCUGGAGGGAAAAAAGGUCUACAACUUUUACUUGUUGUAUGGCGGCGGGGGUGGUUUUGGUAGAAUAGCAGCUUUGAGUGGGCAGGAAAGGUUUGGCAGGAAAAUGGCUCCGAGUGGAAAGUCAAAUCUUCCCUUCCCACAGUCCCAAUAAGGACCAGCGUCUACUUCGCUACCAUCACUGUAGCUGGUUUUGGUUGACAUGUCAUUAUGCCAUGCAGGAGUACUCCUUCAGAUGCUGUUGGACUACAACUCCCAUAAUCCCUGACUGUCAGCCAUGUAGGCUGGAGCUGAUGGGAGUUGUACUCAGUUAUAUCUGGGCAGGGGCACCAUGCUGGCCACCGCUGAUGCAACUACAAUGCAUAGCGUGGUCAUUUUCUUAUUUAUUUAUUGCAUUUAUAUCCCACCUUUUUCUCUAAGGAGGUCAAGACAUACAUAGUUCUCCCCCUCCUCAUUUAAUCUCCACAACAACCCUUGUACAGUCAUACCUCGUGUUGAAUGUGCUUCGGAUUGAGCGCGUUCGAGUUGCGCUCCAUGGCAACCCGGAAGUAAAGGAGCACGUUACUUCUGGGUUUCGCCACUUGCGCAUGCGCAGAUGCUCAAUGACGUCACGCGCAUGCACAGAAGCGGCAAAAAGUGACACGCGCGUGCACAGACGUGCCGUCGCUAGUUACGUUUGCUUCUAGAUAUGAACGGGGCUCCGGAACGGAUCCCGUUCUUAUCCAGAGGUACCACUGUAAAGUGGAUUAGGCCGAGAGGCAGUGACGGGCCCAGGGUCACCCGGUGAGCUUCAUGGCUGAGUGGGGAUUUGAACCCUGUUCUGCCAAAUCCUAGUCAGACAAGGGCUCUUGGAAGUUGGGCUUUUGUUUUUAUGGGUUGUAUUCUGCAACACAUACCAUUGGUGCAAUAUUAGUGCAUCAGUGGUGGAUUUAUUCUGGACCAUCUCCAUAAGAACCUGCUGUGUGUCUGCACGUCAUUCCACUUUAUGAGAUAUUCUGCGAUUCUUGCCUGCCUCGUGUUAUUGACUUUAUUGCCGCCUAGAAGCCUGCAGGCUUCUCGCAGGCAUCUGGUUGGCCACUGUGAGAGCAGGAUGCUGGACUAGCUAGGCCACUGGCCUGAUCCUGCAAGCGCAUCUUAUGUUGUUACGUUUGCUCUUGCUCCAUAGAGCGACGAAAGGAGGGCCAAAAAAAUAAAACCGGAGCAUUUGCAGUAUGAAAAGCUGCAGGGUUUCCGCAAGAUGCACUGAAGUCGUAUCUCUGCCCUGAAACCUCUGCAGCCACAAAACAGGGUCACGUAUAAACUCUCCAAGCGCAAAACGUCAAGAAUGCACAAUAAAAUGGAUGUCUGAUCUUUUCCAUCCUCAUGUUUUACCUAAAAUAGGUGGAGUUGCCAUCCCCCUUUGCUGCUUGCAUCAGGGUCAGACUAACCGCCUCCCCUCCUCCAUUUCCUAUGACUUGCCUCUUAUUUUAUUUCCACGUUCCUUGGGCAGCCUCUGGCCAGGCUGAGCAGCCCUGUUGCGGUCAACUUCCCCAGCUGGAAGUAUGACAGCCACACCCGGGAGUGCGCUAGCCAGGCUGGAGGGCCUGUUCUGGCAGCUGGCCCUCAAGGGGGGGGAAGCCUUUAGAGCCGGCUGGGCUGCCGCCUGUUUCAGCUCCCCGGAGGGCAGGAUGGUCUGCCUGCCUGCGUGCAGAGCAGAAACGAACAAGGUUGUGGAGGCCUAGUCCAAGCGAUAGAUGACGACAGGGCUUUGGGCAAGCGCUGCCAAGACCUCGCGUAUGACUCUGGAAUGCUUCCGGAAGGAAGCCUGAUUCAACCGGACGCCCAGAACUUUUAUCCUGAACCGGGGUUGAGGGGGUGUUGACACAAUCCCUCCUUUAAGCUGCUGCUUUUUGCCUACAGGGCUCUUGCCUCAGCCUCCCAUGAGCGAAAAGCUGUAGCUCUGUGGCUGAGCACAUGUCGUGCCAACGACACCCGUUUCAACCCCUGGGCUUGGGAAAGGCCCUGGGCCAAAACACUGGAGAGAGUCGCUGCCCAUCUGUGUGGGAACAGGGGCAGUCAAUGUAGUGUCCUCUAGAUGUUGAGGACUACCACUCCCAUCAGCCCCUGCAAGUGUGAUAAGUGGUCAGAGAUUAUGGGUUUUGUAGUCCAGCAGCGAAUGGGAGGGCAACAUCUUUGCCACACCAAGUGUGCACACUCCCAGUUGCUUUGCAUCCAGUGUGCUCCCAUUGGUGGUUUGGAAACGGAUGUUAGCCGCAAUCCAUAUCUAUCCUAUUGUUUCUUAUGAAAUAGUGUGUUUCCCCUCCAAAACCAGCUUCGAUCCGAAUUGAGGAAAAGAACCACAGUGGUACCUCGGGUUAAGUAUUUAAUUCGUUUCGGAGGUCCGUUCUUAACCUGAAACUGUUCUUAACCUGAAGCACCACUUUAGCUAAUGGGGCCUCCUGCUGCUGCCGCGCCGCCGGAGCACGAUUUCUGUUCUCAUCCCAAAGCAAAAUUCUUAACCUGAGGUACUAUUUCUGGGUUAGCGGAGUGUGCAACCUGAAGCACAUGUAACCUGAGGUACCACUGUAUCUAGCUGUAUGUGUACACAGCCAGUAUGAUUCAGUGUGAUAAGGCAACUUCCCAUGAAUAUAUACUGCUAGUAGCCUUUGUGGGACAGUGUAAAUUGGGGCUGGUAGACCAGUAUGUGCCCCCUCCUUCCCCAAGGGGUCCAGGGCCCCUCCAGCUUCUUAAACUUAGCCUUGACCCAUGCCUGUAUUAAACAGAAUGAUGUGACUGAGUCACGAGAUGGUGUAAUGGACUGUGCUGGCUACAAUUGCAAGUGAAAUGGGAUACCAUUUGUGAAUCCUUCCCUUAUGCUAAAACAAACAAGCACUUUCUGCAAAUAAAAUAAUGUGUGUGCAUCGGGGACAAAGGCUCCAUUCUAGCCUGUUUCUGACUUUGCUAAUUCUCCCGUUUGCAGAGAGGCUUUUGAAAAAACAACACGAGAGAGCAUUAAAAAAGCCAUUCCCUCCUUCCAUCUUAAGUGGCACAGUCUAUUCUACUGUUGUUUCAGAAGGAUCCCCACUCUAUAUACAACCAACUGCCUUCUACAGAGUUAGUCCAUUGGUCCAUCCAACUCAAUAUUGUCUACUCUGACUUGACAUCAGCUGUCUGUCGUAUCAGGACAUUCCUAGUCAUACCUAGGGAAGCCGGGGAUUGAACCUGAGACCUUCUGAGUGCAAAACAGAUGCUCAGCCACUGAGCUACCACCCUCCUUAAGUGAUAGAGCAGGCUGAGCCACUUUCGAUGGUGGGGAUCCAGUCUUUUGAAUGCUUUAUGAGCAAAACACACCAGACUUUUCAGCAAACAUAGGAUGAGCACGGCAGGGAAUGGUCUGAAAGUGGUCAAUGGCUUCAAGUGGCAAGAAAGGAGAUUCUGACUAAACAUCAGGAGGAACUUUCUGAAGCUGUUCAACAGUAGAAUGGGCUUCCUCGGGAGGUGGUGGGCUCUCCUUCCUUGGAGGCUUUUAAGCAGAGGUUGGGUGGCCGUCUGUCCUGGAUGCUUUAGCUGAGAUUCCUACAUUACAGAGGGUUGCCUUAGAUGACGCUUCCAAAUGUACAGUUCUAUGAUUUCAUUUGCUUAAUGUGAGGAAGCAUUUAAAAAAAUGCAAGUCGCCCCCGGGCAGCUUGUCAGGCUGAAAAAUGUUCCCUCAUCCCUGCCUUUAUUAUUAUUUUACUGUUGUUAGCCUUUCUGAGCCCGGCUUCGGCUGGGGAGGGCGGGAUAUUUUUCGCUUUAUAUUUUUCGCUCUAUAGGACGCACUUUUCCCCCUCCAAAAAUUAAGGGGAAAUGUGUGUGCGUCUUAUGGAGCGAAUGCAGGCUCCAUGGCUUUGCGUUGCUUCCUCUGAAGCCUGGAGAGCGAAAGGGGUUGAUGCGCACCGACCCCUCUCACUCUCCUGGCUUCAGGGAUGGCUGCCCGAAGCCAGGAGAGCAAGAGGGAUCGGUGCACACUGAUCCCUCUUGCUCUCCUGGCUUCUCUUCGCUGGAGAGGUGCUGCGCAGCUUUCCCUCUCUGUGCAGCGCCCCUUCAGCGAAGCAGGAGAAAAAAUGGAAGGGGCUCCGUUUCUCCUGCCGCUUCGCUCAUGGGGCUCUGCGCAGAGAGGGAGAAUUAUUUUUUUUCUUGUUCUCCUCCUCUAAAACUAGGUGCGUCCUAUGGUCGGGUGCGGCCUCUGGAGCGAAAAAUAUGGUAAAUAAAAUUCUGUUAUUUGUUAUUAUUUAGGCUUCUGCUUGAUUGUGUCUGCCUCUUGUUCUCCACCCCACCUCAGGAAAUGAAGUCGUGGCGGCAGCGCUGCGGAUGACCCACCCGCUGUGAAGAUGUCCUCCAUGGACCCUCUGCCUCCGGCGACCCCUCCGACCCAGAAACCCACGCGCAUCAUUAAGCCCCGCCCACCCACCAGGCCACGACCGUACUUGCCCCCCAGGCCAGACUCUGCCAGGCUGAGCCGUGGACCAACCCCACCUUUGCCCCCAGAGGGCUCCUCAACUGAGGCUGCCAACGAUGGAUCCUCCAGGUCGGCUGAUCCCCCCUGCAACAGCCAACAGCAGCAGCUCCACAAGCUGCAGAACUCUGGCGCCGUUCGUAAAAUCGUCGUGCGCUUCAGCCACACGGAGAAGGAAGAGGCUGGGAAGCCGUCUCAGCCUGCUGUGAACUGCAGCCAGGUGCCUGUCGCUGAGAAUGGGGAAGAGAAGAUAUUGGAGGGGAAGGAGGGGCAGUUGGGUAAGUGAACUUGGCUAUAAGGCUAUGUGGCUGUUUGUGGCUUCCUUCCCUAUUAUCGCAUUGGCCUGAAUAUAAGCCUCACUUUUUUUUCCAAAUUCUGACCAUGAAAAGUUAAAAGUGAGGCUUAAAUUCGCUACCUUACAAAGAUUGGUUUUUACAAUAUCGCUGCUGAAACAGACAUACGGUAAAACGGAACGGGUGUGAGUGCCUGCAGAAUUUUAAGGGAGCGGCUUAUAUUUGAGUACAGUGGUACCUCAGGUUACAGACACUUCAGGUUACAGACUCCGCUAACCCAGAAAUAGUACCUCAGAUUAAGAACUUUGCUUCAGGAUGAGAACAGAAAUCGCGCGGCCGCGGCGCUGCCGCAGCGGGAGGCCCCAUUAGCUAAAGUGGUACCUCAGGUUAAGAACAGUUUCAGGUUAAGAACGGACCUCCAGAACGAAUUAAGUUCUUAAGCCGAGGUACCUCUGUACUGUCUUUUUUUCUCUCCCCCCCCCCGAAUUUUAAAGGUGCAGCUUAUAUCCAGGUGUGGCUUAUAUUCGGGCCAAUGCGGUAUUAAAAUAUUUAUAGAUCACACUCAUUAGAAAACACAGCAAGGCAGUAUACAACAUACAGAACUCAAAGUAAGGUAAAUAAAAAUGUCUUUGGCUGGAAGGUAACCUCUGGCCCUGCAGGCCUUAGGAUGCUUCGAAAGCCACGUGCAUCCCAAGCUGGAAUCUCUGCCCCAAGUAAUGGUGAAUUGUUUUGCUGCUUGUAUAAAUUGUGCAAGCAAAGUGUGUUUGAAUACCAGCCCAGGCUGGUCCAUUAGGCUGAAUGGGGUGCUGCUUUGCCAACUUCAUUCUGCCCUCAACCACCCCUCUGUCCUUAACAACCAGUGCAGGGAGAGGUGGCCUUAGCUGUUGAAUUUCUCCUCUUUAGUGUCAGUAUUGCCCUUGCAGGGAGGUGUGAUGGGGACACAACUAAAAUAGGCUUCAUUCACACAACAGUUUAUUCCAUUUCUUUAGCUCAGAGCUUUCCAAACUGUGUGUCGCGAGAUGUUAGUGUGUCGGCUGCGGUGUGUAGGUGUGUUGUGCAAAUUCUCCUGGUGCUCCUCCCGGGACUGGAAAGGGGUUAGUUUAAACUCCAGUAUGCUAGUAAAACCGAAUUACAGUGUCGUGGAAUGAUGCAUGUCUAAAAUGUGUGUCACCAACGUGAAAAGUUGGGAAAGCUCUGUCCUAGCUGUUGAUUUCCACACUCUACUUGAGCUUUCCAAAUUCCACAAUCCCUGUCUGUAGGAUCCCUGUUCGCUUCCAUUUCCGCCCUCCCCCAUUCCUCUCAUGCAUUUAUCUUUGAGCCUCAGUGCAUGGCAAUAUCUAAAGCAGUAUCCCUUUGCACGGCAGAGGCUCUGUCUUAUCUUUGACAAGGCCUCCAGUGUUGCUUCUCUUCUCUUUUUUUAAAUUUAUGUAUUUGGUUGUUGAGAUUAAAAUUUUACAAUCACAUAUCCAACAUACAAUAUAAAAACAAGAUUCCGAAGAAUCUCCUGGAAUCCCUUGCUCCCCUUUGGGAUCCUAUUGUUAGCCAUUUCCUCCUGCAUCUUUUAUGAUAAUCCAAAUUGUCUACAUCUCCAUUGUGUCCAAAAUUCACCAUUAAACUACAAGUGUUAUUCCCAUCCUACUAACGAUUUUAGCUGUUUACAGUGGUUUUUAAGAUAAAUUAUAAAUUUCCCCCAUUCCUUAUUAAAAAUUUGUCUUCCUGAUUUCCGACGGUUCCAGUCAUUUUAGUCAUUUCGGCAUAAUCCGUCAACUUGAUCUGCCGUUCUUCUCUGGUGGGGGCUUUAUCUUCUUUUGCUUCUCUCUUUCCCACAGAUCCCAGUGAGGAUCCCCAGCAGCCCAUGUCGCAUGUGGUGGAGCAGAACGGCGUCGAGUCGCCAGCCACCUGCCCCUCAGGCUGCCCCUGCGUCUGCCAUCAACAGCGGCCAGGCAUGGUCUUGGCUUGGGUUCCAGCACAUUCCCAGCAGGCCGACUGUGAGGACGGGCCUGCCUCAGACCUUUCGUCCUCUGCGGAUGAGGGAGGGCCUGUCUUCCAACACCUCUUGGUGCUCAAUGCCCCAGCUGCCCCCAGCCCCCCAGCCUGCAGUGGGCGGCCCCCUAAAUCCCGCCGUUCUCCCCGCAGCAAGAAGCCCCCUGACCCACCUCCCUCGGCCAACGGGCACCCCGAAGGCGGUGUGGUCUUGACGGGGUACCGAUCCACCGCCGAGCCUCUUCCGCUGCGCUGCCCGCCCUUGAUGCCCAAGCCCCCCCGGCGCAGCAAAGCGGGUUCCCUUGCCUCUUUGGAUGGCGAGGCCUUGCCCCCCGCCAUCCCACCCAAGGCCCCCACAAAACCGCCCCGCAACUCCUUAGUUCCUUUAGCCUACUCUCGCCGGAGUUCCCUGCAGUACCCGCUGGAGAUGAACCAAGCUCAAGGCGACACCUGCCUCCUCUCUGCGGUGGAAGGGCUCCUCAUGCCUCCCCCCUCAAUGCCCCCGCCGCCGCCACCCGUCUCCCAGGUGCAGGCGCCCCUUCCCCUCCCGCAGAACCAGCCCCCCCUGCCCCCUUCCUGCCAGUUGCCCACAACCAUGACUCCCCCUCCGCCCUCCCAGCCACCGCCACCAUUGCCUCAAGGCCUGCCUCCUCCUCCAACCCAGCCACCACCACCCUUGGGUGAAGGACUGUGUCAAGGUAAUGACAGCACCCUGCAAGUGAAAGACAUAAUUGGGGGGGGGGGUGGCCUGGGAAGGAUAAGAAGGGUGAAGUUAAGAGAUUUGUUAGGCUAAGAUUUAUUCAGGAUAUUCCAUGCCUCCUGAAAAGGUCCCAAGGAAAUUGGUCAGCAAGGAAAAUAAUAAAAGACUAAAAUUACCCAGAAUAUUGUAUUUUUCCAUGUAUAAGACGAUGCUUUUUGCUUAAAAAAAUUAGGCAAAAAUUGGGUGUCAUCUUAUACACGGAUAGUGAAUGCAGAGGGGGGACGUGCGAUUAAUGGCAGCAGCAAGCAGGAGAUUGGCAGCGGCGAUUGGGUGGGUGAUUGGUGGCUGCGGAAGGGCCUGCUGGCGAUUGGCUGCAGCAGUUGGGCAGGUGAUUGGCGGCUGUGGCAAGUGGGCGGGUGGGCUGUUGGCGGUGAGCGGGCAAACAAUUGGCAGCUGCGGUGAAGUGUGCGAUUGGCAGUGGCUGUGACAAGGGGUCAGCAGUGGCGGGCAGGCGAGUGAGCGAUUGGUGGAAGUGACCUCCCCUCCCCCCAAAAAGCUAAACAACUUAAUUUCUUAAUUUUGGGUUAAAAAAAAGAGAGGUCGUCUUAUACAUGUUGGUGUCUUAUAGAUGGAAAAGUACGGUAGUUACCUAAAAUAAAAUAAAAACGAGUGAGAGCAAUACCCUGCUGCCCACACAUAACUUUAUCUCUGCUCCUUUCCCAAUCUCAACUAACUCUGCAAAAUUUCUCUCUCACCAGAUGGCUGCGAAAAUGAAUGCCCGACUCCUGGAGACUCUGACGCGGAGACCCCAAAUGACGGGUGCGUUGGUGUUCUUCCGCGUGCCCGCAAAUUCCUGAAUGAAAGGUGUCCAUGGGUAUUUGUGUGCAAAGAGGAUGCUGAUCUUGAUCGGGGGAUGUUGUGAUGGGCUUGCCCAGAUUUCUGGGUGAUUCACAGUGGAUAUAGGGACAUAGGAAGUGAGGCAUUAUAUUUGAGUCAGCUUGCCCCACUUUGGACAAGCCACUGCCUUCUGGAGUGGAGAUUGAAUCUUGAGAGAGUUGUAACCUAAGCAAAGCAAAGUCUGCACUGUUAUCUCUACAGAACUGGUUGGAUCACUCCAGGUUUCUAGGGCAUAUCCCAGCUUUCAGGAGGGCAGAGGGUCUGUUUGCAUCAAUCAGAGUAUGGGGUUGGGAUACCGUCUUCUGCAAAUUGUGUCUGUUGAAGCAGGAGGCUGGACUUAAAAGUGCCAAAAACACACACAGAGAUUGUCAUGCAUUCUGCUUGUAUGAUCACUUAGCUGACCUUGCCUGUCCAGAGAAUCUCUCAACGUGCCUAAACUUCUACCAGGUCCAUUCUAACAUUCGUCCAUCUAGCUCAAUAUAAUCUACACUGGCUGGCAGCAUCUCUCCUGGGGUUUCAGACAUGGGACGUUCCUAGUCCUAAACGGAGAUGUUGGGUAUUGAACCAAGGACUUUCUGCAUGCAAAGCAGAUGCUCAGCCACUUAUUUUUUAAGUGGAUCUUACAAGCCUGCAGUCUGACUGCUCCAUCAUCCUUGGUUCAACCAGUAUGGCAUCAUCUCUUAAGAUAAUUUACCAGUUAGUUUCUUUCUGCUUCUCCUUCCUUGCAGACACUGCUCGGUGCUAUCCCCAAAGGGCCCUGACUGGGGACUUUACCUACAGGAUGGUAAGUGGGAAAUUGGUGCAGGAAAAGGGUUGAACCUGGAUCAAGCCAAAGGCCCAUUGAGUACAGCAUCCUGUUCUCACAGUGGCUAACUAGGGGCCCAUUCUGAGAAGUCAGCAAGCAGGACCAGCACUCUCCUCACUUGUGAUUCCAACCAAAUGGUAUUUAGAGACAUAAGGUCUCUGAAAGUGAAGGUAGAACAGAACUGUCAUGGCUAUUAGCCACCGAUAGACCUAUCCUCCUCCACUCCUCUCUUUAAAAGCUUUCCAAGUUGGCCAUCACUACAUCUUAUUUAUUUAUUUCAUAGAUUUCUAUACUGCCUAAUACAGCAACAGUGUUGUGGAGCAAAUUCCAGAGUUUAACCAUACGCAGUGUGAAGAAGUUCCUCCUUUUGUCUGUCACAAAUCUCCCGAUACUUAGCUUCCAUUAGAUUGCUUCUGGUUUUCAGGAAAUGCUCUGGGGGUUUAUUUAGUCCUGCCUUGCGGAACAACAACAACAGCAAGACAACAACAACCACAACAAAUACAGUGGUACCUCAGGUUACAUAUGCUUCAGGUUACAUACGCUUCAGGUUAGAGGCUCCGCUAACCCAGAAAUAGUGCUUCAGGUUAAGAACUUUGCUUCAGGAUAAGAACAGAAAUUGUGCUCCAGCGGCAGCAGGAGGCCCCAUUAGCUAAAGUGGUGCUUCAGGUUAAGAACAGUUUCAGGUUAAGAACAGACCUCCAGAAUGAAUUAAGUACUUAACCCAAGGUACCACUGUACAAAUAAUAAUAAUAAUAAUUUAUUUAUACCCCUCCCAUCUGGCUGAGUUUCCCCAGCCACUCUGGGUGGCUCCCAAUCGAGUGUUAAAAACAAUACAGCAUUAAAUAUUAAAAACUUCCCUAAACAGGGCUGUCUUCAGAUGUCUUUUAAAAAUAGGAUAGCUUCUUAUUUCCUUGACAUCUGAUGAAAUGAUGCCUAGUAACACAGAUCAACUACCAAUGCACUAUUAUUUGAUGCGAUACAGAAUACAUCUGCAAAAAAACACACAUCAGUCUGGAGGGGCUACGUGUCUCUUUUUGAAACCCUUUUCCAUCUCUUCCCUCCUCAGAGCCCCUGUACCAGACGUAUCGCCAGGCUGUCAUCUCCAAGGAGAUCAAGCGGCAAACGGUCCCCCGCAACAGCAGCUUCAGCAGCUCUGACUAUGGGGGCCCUUCCCCUGGCGAAGGGCCCGCGGGGCCUCGGGGCCCCAUCCCGCACAGCACGCUUUGGCAGGAGCUGCCCGCUGUGCGAGAGAGCGGCCUUCUGGGAAAUAUCAGCCCCGAAGAGAGGAAGAUGCAGGAGGUGAGUUGGCUGUUGUCUUGGGCAAAGUGAUCUCCUGCAGUUCUGCCACUGUGAGAUCCUGUCAUUGGAGAUGGGCAGAGACUGAAUCUGGGAUCUUGUGCAUAGUCAGAGCUGAGCCACAGCCUAAGACUGAAUGAAGAACUUUUUUGAGCCCAGAACACUUUGAGAACCAAAGACUUGUAGCAUUGGAAGAGACCCAUUAGUGCUGUUUAUUUGGUGUUUUUUUAAAAAAUGGGGUCAUUUUAUAAUUGUGCACAACUUUCAAAAGGGUGGCUCCUCAUUCACAAAUUGCAUGUGUUUGUUUUAUGUGUUUUAAUCGCUCAUUCUAAACUUUAGGAAGCAGAACACUUUCAGAUGAGUUUGUUCGGUGCUGAUCAGUGUUUGAAAAGCAUGAAUUGAUUUUACCCCGGGGCAAACAAAAUCCAAACUUUAAAUAUACAAGUUAAUUGGGUUCUCAAGUGGCCCAUCAUGGGAGAUGUGGUAGAUAGGUUUGCUUUUCCUGGCAUGCCACUUUUUAUGGUUCAUAGUAAUUAAUUAGUGAAAGAUAAAUAGAAUAGGUAGGAUUAGCUGUGUUCUGUCACAUCACACACACGGGCCUGGUUUGCACAUCAUGCUAUUCCAAACCAGAGAGAAGAUUGCAUCCAAUCUGCUCCUCCCUGGUCAUUCUGAAGCUGCGCCAUGCUGAACUAACAAAGAGCUCGGGUUUGUGUGUUGUCCAUACCUGGUUCAUGGCUUAGCCCUUUCCAGACUUAACCAUGAGCUGCAGCCAAGGUUUGCUGUACGAUUUACAGCUUGUGAUUUGUCCAGGAGAGCGACACUCCGGCCAAAUAAUUGCCUAGCUCAGCAUGGCACAGUAGCAAAAUAGCCAGGAAAGAGUUGAAGCGGCCACGAUCUCCCAUUCUGCAGCCUGCACGUCCGUGCUAACCAUGGUUUGGCGAAGUGCGACAGGCGAAGCAAACCAUGGUUGUGAUGAGUCCUGCCCAUCUCCUCCCACUGAUCCUCCUUUCCAUGGUUCUUGCCUCUCUGCCAUGUCCAGAGCCUUUUUGAGGUGGUGACCUCCGAGGCAUCCUACCUGCGCUCCCUGUUGCUGCUGAUCGAGCACUUUAUGGAAUCGCGGGACCUGACAGCCACCAUCCUUCUGCGCGAGCACCGCACCCUCUUUUCCAACAUCCGCAAAGUCAAGGAGGUCAGCGAAAGGUCAGCUCUGCCUCUUCCUCUUCCUUUCUUCUGUCCCCUUUCCCUAUAUCGCCAUGGGGCUAUCCAGAAAAGUAAAGGAAACUGAUCUAUGAUUAUGCAGGAAAAUAGGAGCCUGCCUUUUAUCAAGUCUGGGGACAUUUGCAACCCUGAGUUUGAACGUGGGACCUUCUGUAUGAAAAGCAUGUGCUCUGCCACUGACUUACAGCCCCUUCCCCACUUCUCGUGAAUGUCCCAUACACACACACACACACUGUAUUUUUCGCUCUAUAAGACACACUUUUUCCCUCCUAAAAAGUAAGGGGAAAUGUGUGUGCGUCUUAUGGAGCGAAUGCAGGCUGCACGGCUAUCUCAGAAGCCAGAACAGCGAGAGGGAUCGCUGUGCAGCGCUCCCUCUUGCUGUUCUAGCUUCUGGUUUAGCCGCGCAAAGCCUCUUCAGGGCACGGGGAGCCUUAAUCCCACUGCCCUGAGGAGGCUUCACGCGGCUAUCCCAGAAGCCAGAACAGCGAGAGGGAUCGCUGUGCAGUGCUCCCUCUUGCUGUUGUAGCUUCUGACUUAGCCCCUCUGUCCCUUCCCCCACUUCCCGGAAAAGCCCGCAGGAGCCGUGCUCCCUUUAAACAGCGCGCGGCUCUUGCUGGCUUUUGCGGGAGGUGGGGGAAGGGACAGAGGGCAGCCCCUCAGUCCCUUCACCCACUUCCUGGGAAAGCCUGCAAGAGCCACACUCCCUUUCACGAGGGAUGCAUACAGGCUCUGCUCAGCGCUCGAGGGAUGCAUACAGGCUCUGCUCAGCGCUCCCUUUAAAGAAUAUUUUUUUUCUUGCAUUCCCCCUCUAAAAACUGGGUGCGUCUUAUGGUCUGGUGUGAAAAAUACGGUAUAUUCAUGAUGCCAGUCCUUCCCCUUUGGCAGAUUUCUGCAUGAUCUUGAAGGACGCCUGGCCGAGAGCCUGCAGAUCUCGGACGUCUGUGACAUAGUGGAGACACAUGCACAGCAGAACUUCUCGGUCUACAUUGACUACGUGCGCAACCAGCUGUACCAAGAGAAGACCUACAGCGGCCUCAUGUGAGUGGCAGAAAGAGAGAAGGAAGCAAAAGGAGUUCCGUUGGGAGACUCUUGAUAGUUUCAAAGGUCUCUCGAUGGGAAUAGGGAGCCGCUAGCCAAAGAAUCUCUUUCUUUUGCGGUUGGUCUAGCAAUGUCGGAUUGUGUCUUUGUUUUUUAUCUAGCGCAUUUAAAAACCAUGCUGUUUGGGCUGAAAGGUAUUCCAGAGUGGCUUCAGAAAAAGAAAAACAGCAUUAAGAUGGUCCCUGCCCUCUCAGGCUUAGAAUCUAGAAGAGACAACAUGAAAGGGAAAAGGGGAGAUGAGGGAGGAGGACGAGAACAAGCUCAGGCACCAGUUCUUAAAGUUACCCUUCUAAUAUUGACCAGCUGGGACGGAGACAGUUCAGGUAGCCCUGUGGAAUGGCUGCCUGCUAUGUGACGGUUGAGGCAAGGUCAGAAGUGGAGGCACUGAAACAGCCCUUCUUCUUCUUUUGCUCUGCAGCCUGAUGGAAUAGCUGCUUGCUUGUGUGUUCAUAAGAAGCUGCAUUAUAUGGAUUCAGACCUUUGGUCCAUUGAGCUCAGUAUUGGCUACCAAUUUUUUAUGUUUUGAAUGGUUCUUAUUUUUAUUGGGAAGCUGCCUUGAGUCCUGUGUCAGGCAGAAAGGCAGGGAAUAAAUAUAAUAAUAAUAAUAAUAAUAAUAAUAAUAGAUGUUGUUGUUGUUGUUGUUGUUGUUGUUGUUGUUGUUAUUAUUAUUACACUGAUAGGUCAGGGCUCUCCAGUUCAACAACAUCUGGAGGGCUAGCCCUGGUUUAGGGCUUUAAAGGUAACCACCUGCGCUUUAAAUCAGCUCUGGAAAUGAACCAGCAUAGCCGGUACAGAAUAGCAUUCAUAUGCCCCCAUCGCUUGCCCCUCUCAAGUAACGAGGCAGCUGUGUUUUGUACCAGAGGAAGCUUCUGAACCACCUUGAAAGGCAGCCCCACGUAGAAUGUGUUGCUGUAGUCUAGUCUGGGUGUAACCUGGGCAUAUAUAACUAUGGCAAGUUCCAUCCUCCCCUCUCUAGGUGGCGCUGCAGCAGGAAGACAUAGCCCUCUUUCCUGAUCCAAUCCUGCCUCCUCUCUUCCUUCUCAGGGAGAAGAACCCCCAGUUUGCCAUUGUCGUCACCCGGCUCCAGGAGCUCCCCCAAUGCCAGCGGCUCCCCUUCAUGUCCUUCCUGCUGCUUCCUUUCCAGAGGAUCACCCGGAUCAAGAUGCUCAUAGAGGUGGGGGCUCUGGAGACAUUCAUAGAACCAUAGAAUCGUAGAGCUGGAAGCAUCUGCCAACCAUUAUCUAUCUUCCCCUGUAACGUGUAGCUGCAGAGGGAGAGCAUUGAGAGUUUUCUAAGGCACACUCAGUGCAAGUCUUCAGCGAGGUCCAGCAGAAGUGCUGUUGGCACCUUGGGCAAAUGGGAGAUGCUCUCCCAGAAUCCUCUGCAAAUCUCAGAGGUUGUGUGGCAGAUGUGUCAAUGUGGGAGGGGGUUAAAGGGACACCUGACCAUUAGGUCCAGUCGUGGACAACUCUGGGGUUGCGGCGCUCAUCUCGCUUUAUUGGCCGAGGGAGCCGGCGUAAAGCUUCCGGGUCAUGUGGCCAGCAUGACUAAGACGCUUCUGGCACACCAGAGCAGCGCACAGAAACGCCGUUUACCUUCCCGCCAGAACGGUACCUAUUUAUCUACUUGCACUUUGACGUGCUUUCAAACUGCUAGGUGGGCAGGAGCUGGGACUGAGCAACGGGAGCUCACCCCGUUGCUGGGAUUCGAACCGCCGACCUUCCUAUCAGCAAGCCCUAGGCUCUGUGGUUUAACCCACAACGCCACCCGUUCGUCCAAUUGCUUAAGAGCAGAGGGUGCACCUGAAACCCCUCUUCCAGCCCCUUUUCUUCCCCCUCUAACUUUACUUGUUUCUCCUAGAAUAUCCUGCGUCGGACAGAAGAAGGCUCAUUGCGAGAGCAGAACGCCAUGAAAGCUUUGUCCUCAGUUUCCAAGGUGAGGAUGACACUGAUUAUGUGAACUUACGAAGCCAUCUCAGACCGAGUCAACCCUGCUAUUGUGAUUGGCAGCAGCUCUGCAGGGUCUUUUCCAGCGCUGCUACCAAAUAUCAUCUCAAACCAGAGAUGCCCUCGGUUGACCUUGGAAUCUUUGCCACCCAAAGCACCGGAUGUGCUAUUGAGCCAUGGCCUUGUUUGCACUACACUGCUUAAUCCUGCUCCUUCCCAAUAGUCAGGUGCUAAGUGCCAAUGGCUAUGUAGCCAGAAUGGGGCCGAGGGUGAAGCAAGAGUUGGGGUGAAAUCCCAAGUUUCACAGUAGUACACAAAAAAAAAAUUGGAAGAAAAACGAACCCAAAUUUACCCUGAUGAGGACUGAGCAUGUUUACUAGCCAAGAAGAAUGGAAUGGAAUGGAGUACGCUGGAAAGGGUGUGGUUGGCUGGAGCACUGCACACUACUGCAUUUUGUUGCUGAUAUUUGCAUGUUUGUAUAUUUUUAAUACCGCCUGUUUCCUAAGCAUUCCCUUCCCUUUGCGGUAGAUCAGCAGUCUCUCGAUGAGCACAAGUAACGUGACUCUCUCCUCUCUCUCCUUUUCCCAUUCCCUCAAUCUCUGACCAAGAUAAUAGAAGAAUGUAACUCUGAGGUGGGCCGCAUGCGUCACAUGGAGGAGCUCAUCCACAUCGCCAGCAAGAUCGAGUUUGACAAGCUUAAGGUCAGGAAGGCUUCAGCUCUCUGCCUUGCUUUUGGGCUCACUCCAAAUAGCUCUUCUCUGAUCCUCUCUGCCUGCCUAAAUUGUGGGUUGAAAACAUUGCUGUGCCUCUUCCUCUUUGCGACUUGUGCUAAGCAGCGUAACAGAGCUCAUUACGUUAUUUUUCUCCGCUUGGUUCCGAAUAUCUUCCUCUCCUUUACAACUGUGCCUUGCCCAACCCUUGGAAAUAAUAAGUCAUUUGAUUGCGUUCCCUGGAAUCAGUACGCUAUCUGUGUGAUUGGAGCGUUGAUGAUCUGUGAAUUUAGGGUUCAAACCCUCACUCGGCCUUGAAGCACACUGGCUGAUCUUGGGCCGGGGUCCCUCAGCCUAGUCUACCUCACAGGGUUGUUGUGAAAAUAACAUUGCCUAUCUGCCGCCACCUUCAGCUCCUUGGAAGAAGAGCAGCACGUAAAUGUAACAAUAAUUGCAAGAUUCAUGCUAUUAAUAGACAUUGUGAAGAUCUUAUUUACAGUUAAGCAGUAUACACAUUCCACUAAUUAAUUAAUUAAUUAAUUGAGCUAAUUAAAACCUUUAAAGCCCUAUACGGCCUAGGACCCUCGUACCUACGGGACUGCCUCUCCUGGUAUGUCCCACAGAGGAACUUACGGUCUUCAAACAAAAACAUCCUGAAGGUCCCAGGCCACAGAGAGGUUAGGCUGGCCUCACCUAGAGCCAGGGCUUCUUCGGCUGUGGCUCCGAUGUGGUGGAAUGCUCUGCCACAAGAGACUAGGGCCCUGCUGGACUUGACAUCUUUCCGCAGGGCCUGCAAGGCAGCUGUUCCACCAGGCCUUUGGUCAGGGCGCAGCCUGACUCCCUCCUUUGGCAAUCUUCACAGAACUUUAGCCUAAUGGUUGCCAUCAAUUUGGUUUGAAUUAAUUUUAUAAUGAAAUGAUUUUAGAAUGUUUGUACUAUUUUAUUGUUGUUAGCCACCCUGAGCCUGGCUUCGGCUGGGAAAGGUGGGAUAUAAAUAAAAUUUAUUAUUAUUAUUAUUAUUAAUUGAGUUAAUUACUUAAUUAAUUAAUUGAGUUGGCUUGCUGGUCAGCACCACCCCUUUCGGAGGCAGUGUGCUUCUGAAUUCCAGUUGCGGAAACCGCAGGUGGGGAGAAUGCUGUUGUGCUCAGGUUCUGCUGCUGAAUGGGCUUCCCAUUGUGGGCAUCUGGUUGGCCAAAAUGAGAACAGGAUGCUGGACUAGAUGGCCCAUUGGCCUGAUCCAGGAGGGAUCACCAUAUUGUUCUUAAUAGACCAGUUAAAUAUUGCCAGUUGACCAUCAACUCUUUGUCAAAUAUGCCCAGAAACUUUGAUGUCAGGGAUGCUCAAGAAAUUAGCCCGCUGGCCUUAUUUACUCACUUAGAACAACCACCUCUUAAAAAAGAAAAGAAAAAAAGUGAGGCUUUGCCAUUGCUUCUCUUUCUUUCUGUUUUUAAUUUUGGUGUUUUUAGACUUUGCGACUCAAGGCUGACCCGCUUGUUCCAGGAUAAAAGCCAAAGAAAGCCCAGAGCCGUUAGUUAAUCACUCACAGUUCUGGAAAGUUUACCGUACUUUUCCAUCUAUAAGACAUCCCCAUGUAUAGGACACCCCCUAUUUUGGGGGACUCAAAUUUAAGAAAAUGGGGGGAGAUGGCACAGAGUUGUUGAGCUUUUUUUGCAGAGGAUUACCCAGGGUUGUUGAGGUGUUUUUUUUUGGGAGGGGUGCCGAUAAUCACUCACCCAUCGCUAAAUCUGCCUCCUGUCUGUCACAUCGCCUGCAUAAGUUGCCAAUCGACCGCCCAAAUACGGUACAUAAAGGAGCAUCAGCCAAUCAACACUACCCAGUGUGGUGUAGUGGUGAGAGCCAGUGUGGUGUAGUUGUUAAGAGCGGUAGACUCGUAAUCUGGUGAACCGGGUUCGCUUCCCCGCUCCUCCACAUGCAGCUGCUGGGCAACUUUGGGCUAGUCACACUUCUCUGAAGUCUCUCAGCCCCACUCACCUCACAGAGUGUUUGUUGUGGGGGAGGAAGGGAAAGGAGAAUGUUAGCCACUUUGAGACUCCUUCGGGUAGUGAUAAAGCAGGAUAUCAAAUCCAAACUCUUCUUCUUCUUCUACCCAUUGACGCAGCAGCCAAUAACACGCACAAUAGCCGCUGACAACCUUGGCAGCAACCAAUCAAAUGUCCACCCUAUGCACUGCCCAUGUAUAAGACGACCCCCACUUUUUAGCAUGAUUUUUAAAGAAAAAAACAUAGUCCUAUACACGGAAAAGUACGGUGCUUCCCAUUGCUUAGAGGAAAGAAAAAGUUAAUUUCAUUGUUUCACAAUGGCCGUUGUUGUUGUCUUUUCAAAAAAAAAAAUUAGUGUAAGUGUAAAACCUGUAAAUAAUUAAAGCACCCUUGUGUUUGAUCGGAUGAAGUUAAUGCUGUCUAAAAAACAUUUGACCUGACACUUGAACACACACACACACACGUCAAAUGCUCAGCAGAAAGUAAUCCAAGUUGGUGGCCUGUUUUGGGGGCUUCAAUUCUGCUUUGAUUUCUCUUUGAUCCAGGCAGUUCCCAUCAUCUCCCAGAGCCGGCAGCUGCUGAAACAGGGUGAGCUGUUGGAGGUGGUGCACCGGGGCACCAUCUUUGGCACCAAGCCCAAACUGGUCCCCAUUUACUUGUACCUCUUCAACGACCUGCUGCUCAUCACCCAGCGGAAGAGGUGAGCUGAAAAAUAGCGAGCUGCCUUACAGCAGAGUCAACCAGAGUCUUGGCCCAUCUCCCUUGGUAUUAUGUGCAGGGGCUCUCCAGAGUUUCAGACAGGAGACUUAUUCCCAGCCCUACCUGGAGAUGCUGGGGAUUAAGCCCUGGGGUCUUCUGCAUGCAAGUCAGAUGCUCUGACCUACGACUCUUGGCUUAUAUGGGGUUCAAUCCCAUGAUCUUGGUGGUAUCAGCCCCAGGCUGAGCUAACACGCUGGAUUUUUUUCUCCUUGGCAAGGAGUGGUUGAGUAGGUUGUGCUUGGCCCCCCAACAAAGGAAAGGGCAUGCAAAUUUUGGACAGGGUCAAUAUGGGGAAGGGAAGGGAUCUUAAGAAGUGACUCAUGGGGCAGAGAAGCAGAAUCGGGUAGCUGAAAGCCUGCAGCCUGUGAUACAUUUAUACAAAUUUUAAGUCUCAGUCAGUUGCCCGCUUUCCAAACCUGUUGCUGUAUUCUCAAGGACUAGAAAUUUUAAAAAUAAUAAGUUCGGUUUACAAACGGAAUCCGUUCCAAAAGUCUGUUCUUAAACCGAAACCGUUCUUAAACCGAGGCACGCUUUCCCUAAUGAGGCCUCCUGGUGCCCUUUCACUGUUCGGCUUCCAUUCUUAGACUGAGGUAAAGUUUGCAAACCGGGACACUCCUUCCGGUUUUGCGGAGUUUGUAAACCGAAUCAUUCGUAAACAGGACUGUUCUUAAACCGAGGUACCACUGUACAGUCAAACCUUGGUUUCUGAACGCCGAAAAUCCAGAAGUAAAUGCUCCAGUUUUUGGAUGAUUUUCGGAAGCUGAAUAUGCUACUGAACAUGCUACCCUAUUGUAUUGAGGCUUCUGCUUUCAGUUUUCAGUUGUCGAACACUUCAGAAGUCAAACGGUCUUCCGGAAUGGAUUACAUUUGACAACCGAGGUUUGACUGUAAUCAUAAGAGUGGAGAUUGCCCAAGUGUUGGCUGCUUGUGGGGUGUGAACAUGGCAAAGCACACACCAGUCUAUUUAAUUCCACUUUGCUGAAGGAAUAGAAGCCAUUUUUCAAGAUGAUGUUUUCUGCAAAGAAAUGGGGCUUAUACGUGCACAUUGCGGUUUAGCAGUCCCUCUGCUAUAGGUUUUCUCCUCUGCUUCACCCUCUCCUGCAGUUCAGAGCGCUUUGUGGUGCUGGAUUAUGCCCACCGCUCUCUCGUCCAGGCCCAGGGCUGCUGCGAAUCCUCCACAAGCCACAGCGCGGAGAACAGCUUCUACCUGACGCUGCUGGAGAACCACCAAGGACGGAACAGUGACCGGCUCUGCCGUGCCCCAACACAGUGAGUGGCAGAGAUCAGGCUGGGCGUGGGAUUCGGGAAGAAAAUGACAAGUAGCUAAAGCCCUGGUUCUUACAUAAUGCAAACCCGUUGUUGAUUCAACCGUGGUUUCUUACACCUUGGCUUUGCGUUGCAUGCAAACUCUGCCCUGGGGCUUCCCUAUGGUUCUGAUGCAUUGAAUCACUUUCCAAAAAAACAUUCUUGCAGGACGGCAAUUGCCUCACCUCUUCCAGAACCAGCCCACCAUGGCGAAAGAUGCUUUUCAUGGAUUUGUCAUUUGUUUUCAGGUCAGAUAUGCACCGCUGGAUGGGUGCUUUUCCUCGCCAUGAAUCCCAGUCGGUUGGCAAACAGGAAACCAUCUAUGAGGACUGGGGUGAGACACAUUGGUUUCAUGUACACACUGCCUAAAAUCUGCUCUUGUCAUUACUACCAGCUAAAUUUAUUUGCUUUCUUGUUAUAUUUAGAUCCCAUAUAAUAUAAUACAAUAAUAUAAUACAAAUACAAGGAGUGUGUGUCCCCCCCAAAUUUUUUUUUAUUCUCCUGACAACCUUGUGAGAUAGGUUAGCCUUAGAGAAGGUGUCUGGCCUAGUAUCACCCACCUGAGCUUCACUGCCAUGCAAGAAUUUGAACUCGGGUCUCCCAGGUCUUGGUCUGAGGCUGUGUACACACUAUGUCUCUGGAGUCCAUUCAAAGCCUGUUCAUUCCCUCAGAGAAUUCUGGGCGUCGUAGUACGUUAAGAUUUGCUGGGGAUUGUAACUCUGUGAGGGGUAAACUACAGGGCCCAGAAUUCUUUGAGGGGAAAGAGUGUUCCUUGAAUGUGCUUGAAGGGUAUGUAGUGUGUAUAUAGCCCAACGCUCUAACUGCUUCAGAGGUUGGGUUUGAAUCAGGAUGGUGGUGCUGGGAUGGCAGUGGUGGUCAGCCCCCAUGUACAUUGAUUUUCUUGGAUUUGUUUAUAAAAAUACUUGUAUACCACAAUUUCAUUUUUUAAAAAAAUACCAAGUCGGUUUACAGCAAUUAUACACAGCAUACAUAACGAAAACCACAUCGAGAUUUAAAAUUAUAGAUCAGCAGCUAACUGUGACAGGAAAUGUUUUUCUUCAUGGUCUGUGUAAGCCUCACAAUUGUAAGCUGCACAAGCUCACCAAUAUAAAAUGAUGCCUUCACCUUAGAGCUGCGGUUCCCUUCAAUUACUGGUAACUAGUAAGUUAUUUCUUUGAGGGCAGGACCCUCUUCCCCUUCCUGGUCAUGAACCAUAAUCCCCAGAUUCCCAGUGUUCAUUUUCUGGUUUUUAAAUAAGAAAAAGAGAGCAAGUUUCUAGUGUUUGUAGAACCUGCAAUACAAGGCAAAAUGUACUAUUCUCAUUGUUUUUCGUGAGGAACAGGUCUGUGUCCAACCUGCUCUCAGUGUUUAAUUUGCCUCCCCCUGGAACUAUUCUUGUGGAUGUGUGUUCCUUCCUCCAUGACUGUGUGUCCAAUUAUAGGAAGAUCAUUUUCACCUAUAUCUGUAAACCUCCCUGUACCCUAUGCCAAUGCCACUUUUUCCUUCUUUCACCCUCCCUCCUUCCCUCUUUCCUCACAGACUGCCCUCAGGUGCAGUGCAUUGAGACCUACUCUGCUGCCCAGGCCGACGAACUGAGCCUAGAGCCUACAGACAUUGUCAAUGUGCUACGCAAAACCAACGAGGGUAUGUGUGUGUUUAAUAUCGAAAUGCGCGUACGUUUAAUAGCGACGUGUGUGGAGUUAUCGAAUCACUCUGUAAAAGUGUCACUUAUCCCAGAUAGAUAAAGGGGAGGCGGGAGACAUUCAUCACCUAAGGUAUGCCAUGUUUAAACAUGGAGGUAGUUAAAACUAUGGAAUUUGCACCCAGAGGCAACAUAUGGUUCUGAAUCCCAGUUCCUGGAAACCGCAGGUGGGGAGAGUGUGGCUGCGCUCGGAUCCAUCUUCUGGCCUUCUCACCAGGGCAUCGUGAGAGAACAAGAUGUUGGACAGUAUGGGCCAUUGGGCUAGUCCAUCAAAACUCUUCUUAAGUUCUUAGAAGGCGGUGUUUUUUGAAGUUGAGGCCUGUAGCUACCGAAAGAACGGUCCUCCUUCAGUUUUUGACACACACACACUCCCUGCAAUCUAGGGCCCACACACUUUAUUGAUAUGCUGUGUUCUGACCCCAGCCUUCCUGCGAAGCAGCAGGGCUGCUCUGGAAGCUUCUGGAAGCUUCAAACCCAACUCCCGAGAGAACCCCCCCUCCUAGUGGCUUUGAAGGUGAGGAAAGGGGCGGACAGAAAGCGAGAGGCUGACGGGUAUCCUUCACUUUUCCUCCCCUCUUGUAGGCUGGUAUGAGGGCGUCCGCCUGACCGACGGCAAGAAGGGCUGGUUCCCCUCGCGCUACGUGCAGGAGAUCACGAACGAGCAUGUGCGGCGGCGCAACCUCCGCGAGCGCUACCGCGUCCUGCAGGCCGCCCGCCAACUCCAGCUGACGCGCACCAGCCACACGAAGAGCAAGUACAGUUCGGCCUGAGGCGGCGGGCACAGAGCCACGGAACGAGGAUGUUUAUCUCACUACUGGGCUCAGACUAAGAGCAACAUCUGCUCUGCUCAGGGCAGGAGAAGCACUGCCACAAAGGGGGGCACCAAAGAUGGCAGCAGUAGGUGGCGCUAGAGGGGAGCAAGACCAAUAUAUAGCACAUGCCCACAAUGCUUCUCGCUGGACGUAGACUGUAAUGCCACAAGUGGGCCACUGGAGGCGUCGGAGGCACACCACCCAACCUGCCUGCUUUGCCUGCUGUUUGCCAGAAGAGGGCGGUAUUGCCAGCAUCUUCAGCUUCAUUGCACUGUGCACAGAGCCACUUACGGUUGGUUCAACUACAAACUCGUCCGAACUCUUCAGCACUUGUCCUGCUUGGUGGGGGAGCUCAAUGCCCAGGGCGAUGACAGCCAACUUCCUCAGCCAGAGGGAGGGGUGGGUAGGUGGGCCGCCUCCAGCAAUUCUGCAUGGGAAAAAGCCAGAUCGCCCCACCCACACCCAUGGCAUCAUUGCCAGGCCAGAUGCAUUGAGGUAGAUGAUUCAGGGGCACCCGCAAUGACAACUUUUGUCAGCGCAGGGAUUAUUUUUUCCUGUCUGCGCGGGUGGCGCUGUGGUCUAAAUAACAGAGCCUAGGGCUUGCCAAUCAGAAGGUCAGCAGUUCGAAUCCCCGCGACGGGGUGAGCUCCCGUUGCUCCGUCCCUGCUCCUGCCAGCCUAGCAGUUCGAAAGCACGAAGUGCAAGUAGAUAAAUAGGUACCACUCUGGCAGGAAGGUAAACGGUGUUUCCAUGCGCUGCUCUGGUUCACCAGAAGCUGGCCACAUCAGCCAGUAAAGCGAGAUGAGCACCGCAACCCCAGAGUCGUCCGUGAUUGGGCCUAACGGUCAGGGGUCCCUUUACCUUUACCUCCUGCGCUCAGAGGGUUAAAUUUAUGUGCUUUCAAAGACUGGGUCCCUUUUUCACACAGAGAGGAGCAGCUAGUUGGAGCCUCCAUUUUCCAACGCCUGUUAACAAUGCGGGAGGUGGGCACUCCAUUUCAAAGCAGGGUUGCAAGUGUAGUCCGCCCCAUUCCCAGAAUCAGAUGCCUGAACACAGCACCUUCUUUGCCAGCAAGCUGGAGCCGGAUUUGCACACAGCCCCCAUCCUCCUCUGGAUACAGAGGGUCAAUUCCACGUGUGGGUAAACUGACCCAGAACCUGCCCCACGGCCUCGUGGGCAUGAUGCUGCUUCCCACGCCCUACCCCUGGCUCUGGAGGGUGCCCUAACUGUGGGGUUGGCCGUGCCUUUUCCUAUCAGGCCAUGUUAGGAACCUGGGAUUUACCUUUUGCAAAAGUGGGGAAUCCCUUCCUCUUGGUGCCAUCGAUCUCUGCUAAUAUUGCAGAGACUCUCCCUGCUGUUCUUCGCCUCAGGGCCCUCUCUCUACCUCAGCGGCUAUGCUCCUUGCCAACUAGCACCCCCGCUUCUCCUUUAGCCCUUGCAGGGGAUUGGGGCCUCCUGGCUCUGCCCACUUUUCAGGACUCGGCCGCUCAUUUCUUCUCCUCUGGCGCUGGCGUCUGAUCUGCUUGCCCCCCCCCCGCCUCCAAAUGCAUUUCCCUACCGCCAAUGUUGCAAGCCUGCCAGAGUUUCCUCGGCCUUUCUUGCAUCUUCUUCCCUGCUUCCACUCUCGAAACGUGGCCACGGACCGGCUUCUAUUUAUUAUAUAUGACAGCCUCUUAACUCCUAUAUCCUAGAGGAGGAGAUUUCUGCACCCCCACCAGCUCUGGUAGCAUCAAGGAGGUGCGGACGAAAAAGAUGUUUAACUUAUUCUGUACCAUAUUUGCCUGCACUGUUGUCUUUUCGUUUUCGUUUUGUGUUUUUCUAUCGGAAUUGCUUUUUUAAAAAAAUGAAGAUGAUGGAAGAACAUUGUGGCAAUGGGCUUUUUCUCUGCCUGCAAGCGGCUCCUUCUCUGGUGUUUGCAGAUCCUUUUAAAAUACUGGUGACAUUACUUUUUCCUACGUCCAUGCUCCAUCCACAUGGGGAGAUGAGAACACUGUCUUAGCCAGCCCUGUAGUAUCCACUACUGUACCAGUGGCUCUUCUGACCCUUAGGCUUGCGGUUUCCUACAUUUAAAGAUUCUUCUGAGCUCAAGCCCCUUCCCUUUCCAGACAAACGGGGGG
Messenger RNA from Podarcis lilfordi (Lilford's wall lizard), 55637 nucleotides. NCBI's taxonomy places the organism in Eukaryota, Metazoa, Chordata, Lepidosauria, Squamata, Lacertidae. The record is from the annotation of a GenBank genome assembly.